Messenger RNA from Podarcis lilfordi (Lilford's wall lizard), 59889 nucleotides. NCBI's taxonomy places the organism in Eukaryota, Metazoa, Chordata, Lepidosauria, Squamata, Lacertidae. The record is from the annotation of a GenBank genome assembly.
AUGGGGAGGAAGAAAAUACAGAUCACAAGAAUAAUGGACGAACGGAACAGACAGGUGAGAAAUAAUAAUGUUAAGCAAAGGUGGUCAUUUCAUAUGGCUUCCCCAAUAGCAGAGUCCUCCUCAUCUCCUUUUCCUCUUGUGCCAUAUCUAUUAGAUGGUAAGCCUGUUUGGUGAUUUGUCUUACUUUUAUUGAUCUUAUGCAGUAUAAGGUGCUAUGGAAGGUUUUUUGGCUGACGAAUGGGGAUAAAAUGCUUUAAGUAAGUAAUUGUGUCAUUAAUUUGCCAAUAACUUGAUUUAACGGCAUCUGGCUCCACACACUUUGUUGACAGAGCAGAUACAGUUUGAGUCAUGUGUGCGUCAUGUGACCAAACGACCAAUAAGAAAAAGUAUAAAAUACAGAAUAAUAACUAAGAUCAGACAAUCCUAGCAGUUCUAAGGCAUGACAACAUUUAGAUCAGUGAUGGCCAAACUUGGUCCUCCAGUUGUUUUGGGACUACAAUCUCCAUCAUCCCUGACCACUGGUCCUGUUAGCUAGGGAUGAUGGGAGUUGUAGUCCCAAAACAGCUGGAGGGCCAAGUUUGGCCAUCACUGAUUUAGAUAUUUUCUACCAGCUUCGUAAAUUGCAUCUGCCUAAUAUUGUUUUUUAAUUGGUUGGCCUCUUUUGUUGUCUGCUCCCCAACCCCAACAUAUUAAUGUGGCAAAAUUCCAUUGACACGGAUACAAAUUUCCAUUGACACGGAUACACCAAUCUAUAAGAGAGGCUCCAAAGCGGGCCCUAGUACUCUUUUCUCUCAAAGUUUACUACCAAAAAGAGGUUUAUGCCAGCUUCCUGUUGAAACUAUCGACACUUACUGACUUAAGGAGGUGGUGGUGGAAGAUAUCAGUUUAACCUAUUGGCAAAAUCAUACACAAACUUGUAUCUUUUAUGGGGGGGAAACCCCCAGCAUCUGACAUUAAAUCAGCAUUUUAACUGUAUUUGUUCAGUAAGAUGAAUACAGUAGUAAGGAAACUUUUCAUGUUUUCAGCCAGUUCUUGUUUAGAAAUAUACUAUUGCUAUUAUUUAGCUGUACUUUUAUUAUGUGUGUUCCUUUACAGACACAAGAUAGUGGCAGUGCUAUCUGUCUUAAACUAUUAUUACUAAGUACAUAGUGAGGGAAGUCUUAAAACAUUCCUCUUCAGAUAGGAUUAUACCUCAGCUCUAUCCUGUAUACAAAGUAACUGAUACUCUGGGGGAUUAUAAUUAACAUGAGACUGUCAUUGUAGUGGUAAUUACAAACUCUUAUCUGCCUGAAUGAGCUGUAGGCCAUUUAUAUAAUUGAGCUAGAUGGAAUAAAUGGUUGUAACUGGGCUAUUAAAGGGACUCAGUGUCAGCAUCAUCAAAUAGUCUUCUUUGUUAACAAUUAAGAGAGAACUUUUCCCUAUAAGAGAACUUUUCCCCAUUAAUUAAGUGUAUAAAAGCAUUUUGCAAAUGCUUAUCAGGUCUGUGACCUUAUAAGAAUUUUUUGUUAUGUUUUUGCAAAGGCAGAACAUUAGAUUCUGUAAACAUUAGAUUCUGUAAAGCCCCUGAUGGACUUAAUAAAACACUGAGAAGGCUUGCCCUUCACUGUUGUGCAAAGUUGAAAUCAUUUUAUGCAUUAUUCUGGUUUUAGAUGUUUUUAUUGCAAAAGAGGAAAAUUGGCUGUUCACUUGAAGCUUGCGUAUAGUGGUUCCACUUACGAUUCAGUCUAAGAUGGAUUGCUUUAGUGCGGGCAAAUCUCCAUACAGUGUCAGUGAAAUGGUUGGGUAUGCAAUACAUGUGGGUGGGCUGAGAUUAACUAUUUGUCCUGAAGAAGUACCGUAACUGCUUGUCCUGAAGAAGAAAGCUGCACUUGAGGCCACCCUUAUAAGAUACUCAGUGGGUGGGUGACAUCCACUGCUUUACUUAUCUAGACUGUUCCUUCUCUCCACCCUACCAAUUGCUUAUCAUCUCCCCUACUAAUCUAACCCCACCACUGGAGCAUUUGUUAGAGUGUUUAAUGAGACACCCAGGUUUAUAUACUGUAUUGGCUCAGAUAUAAGCCUCACCUGAAUAUAAGCCGCAUCUUUAAAAUUCAAGGGAGAAAAAGAAAAAAAGACAAUACCCAAAUAUAAGCAGCUCCCUUAAAAUUCAGCAGGCACUCACACCCGUUCUGUUUUACCGUAUGUUUGUUUCAGCAGUGAUAUCGUAAAAGCCAGUUUUUGUAAGGUCGUGAAUUUAAGCCACACUUUAACUUUUCACGGUCAGAAUUUGGGGGGGGGGGGGGAAGCCUUAUAUUCAGGUACUGCCUGCCUUAUACUUUGAGCCAAUUUGAUGGUUUUGCUGUUGAUGUUUAAAGCCCUAAACAAUGUGAGACCAGGAUACUUUGAUGAGUGCUUCCCUGGAUCAUAUUAAAUUAAUCUUUAAGAUCUUAAGAGGAGAUCCUGCUAGCUGUUUGAUGACUAGUGGAUUGUCACUUGAAGAUGACUUUAUCAGUGACAGCACCCCCCAUGGUCUCUCUCAGGUAAUUUGUCAGGUGGUGACAGGAAUGAUUUUUAAAAGCCUUUUGAAAAUUUAACUUUAUGCAAACUUCUCUGGACUCUUGAUGCUUACAUUUAAAAUUUUUAUUUAGUAUACUGCUCAGGUUUAUUUGUGAUACACAAUUGUCUAUUUUCUUGUUUUUAUUUACUUUUUUAGGUGAUUUUAUUGAAUGUUGUUGGCAUUCUUACUGUUGCAAACAAUUUAUGAACUUUUAUUAAGAGAUAUGCAUGGAUUAUCAUGUUGUUCAAAUGGUAACUUUAUAACACACGGAAACCAAGUUGUGUAUAGCUUGUUACCAUGUAGUUAGAAAUCACGGGAUAAGCCUCAAUUUAUUGAAAAUAGUCACAGAGCAGGGGUGUGUCUGAAGAACUUGUCACUAUGUGAUUAUGUUGUUAUUUUGCCACAGUGGAGUGUGUUUUUCCCUGUGAGACAUAGGUUGGGUGAUUGGCUCACAGUUGCUGCCCAAACUAUGCAGUUUUCUAAAGGCAAUUUGAAGCAACUGGCAUCCUGUAAGGGUAAAAUGAGAAGGUGGGAGGAGAGCCAUGUAUAUCACUCCGUGCUCUUCGAUGGAUUAAAAAUGUAAUGUCUUUUUGGCACUGAGCAUUAUAUGGAUAUAGAACUAGAUAAUACAUUUUGGUAAAUUUCCUUGUCUGCUAUGUGAAGCAAAAGAGAAACUGGGGUUUGGAAGAAGUUUGUUGCAAUUAUUGUGAGUGCCAGUUAACUGGGUUAGUGCGAUUGCAGAGGGAAUACUUUUCCACAUGUCUCCUCUGUAUCUUUACAGUCUGACCCUUAAGUAUAGUAGUAGUUGUCCAUUUCAAUGCGUAAUACCUACCCUAAGUAACAGCAAAAGUAAAUUUGUUGCAUUUCAUUUUGUUUCAGCGUUUGAAAUGGUCUAAUUUCAACUCUCCUUGAGCUGACCUUUCAUAAGCAUAGUCUGUGUUAAUAAACUUCUUAUUUACAUCUAUAUACCUUUUCUAUGCUGCAAGCAGUUUUACAUACAAAUAUCACAGAACAUUUAAAUACGGCAAUUAAACAUAAGAUGCCAAAAUCAAAAAGCUUGUGAAACUUUGUAAACAUCAAAUGAACUUGGAACUGCCUAUUAAUUGUCUCCAGAAGCCUUCUGAAAUAAGUCUUGUAAUCUCUGCAAAAGGUCCUAAGCAAAGAGGUGUAUUUGACCUUAUAGCAGAUGUCUUUACUUCAAAACUGACGAACUGUCCAGGCAGCUCAAGGGAGAAAUGAUCUUCCAGGUUAUUCUCCAUCAUUGAAGGAGUUCAAAAUAAGAACCAGCAGCUUGCACUUGGGCCCAGAAACGCCAGAUAACUAGUACAGUUCAAUUUAUUUUUGCUUCCCAAGUGUUCAUUAGGUGGUGAGCUACAGCAUUCUUCACCUGCAUGAGCUUCGGAAUAGUUUCCAUUGACAAUCCCUAUAAAAUGCAUUACAAUAAAGGCAACUCCCAUCGUACAUGCGGAUUCAGUUCCAAGGGUUAUGCAUAUAAAGCAAAAAUUGCUUAUACGGUAGGUAAAAUUGCUUGCAAAGCCAUUAUUACUCACAUUAUAGGUAGGGCAUGUGCUUAGUCCCCCUCUAUGGGAGGAAGAAAUAGCUGCCCUGCAGCUAGGCAGCCCACCUUCUAUAAGACUGCCUGUAAGGGGCAGGAUCAGAGGUGGGAGGAAACUGGAAGACCCAAGCAGACCCAGUGCAAAGAGAGCUUUGUAAGUUCGUGGCCUUCCAGGCAAGUCCUACUUGGCACACCCUGUGUUUAGCUAGUGGUUCAGUGGUUCUGGGAGUGGUGAGGAUGCUCUUAUGGGAACUCAAAUUGUUCUGAGUGUUCUUGUGAGAGCAUCCCCACCACUCACAGAGUCCCCAUUCUGCCAGCCCAAAGAACCCUGUUUCCAGGGUGUACAGAGUGGUACUUGCCCAGGCAGGUUCAGGUUUGUGGAGCAACAGAAGAGAGGAGGAAGGAGACAAGCAGAGAGAGAGAAAGCCAAGCACAUAUAGUCAUGUGUAAUGUGCAUAAGAUGCAGGUUUAUUGCAGUCCCUUCUAGAAGUUACAGAAGUACAGUCAUACCUCGGGUUACAGACACUUCAGGUUGUGUGUUUUCAGGUUGCGCACCGCGCCGAACCUGGAAGUACCAGAAUGGGUUACUUCUGGGUUUCGGCGCAUGCACAGAAGCGCUAAAUCGUGCUUUGCGCAUGCGUGGAAGCACCAAAUCACGACCUGCAUGUGUGCAGACGCGGCACUGCGGGUUGCAAAUGUGCCUCCCGCACAGAUCAUGUUCACAACCCAAGUGUCCACUGUAUGUACAAGAGUAGCACAAUCCUGUGUUGUCAAAAGGGGCUGGAGCGGACAAAAGCCACUCCUGGUCACUGUCUAUGCUUGUUCAGGAACAAAAAAGAGCACCACCAAGUGUCAAACAUGUUCAGAUGCAGUGAUUACCACCUCAUCUAUCACAAGCACAAUUGAUCCCUCCAAACAUUGGAAUUACCUACCAAGAGCAGCUCUCUCUUUCUGCUGGAUGAGCAGAUACCCUGAAACUGACCUUUGGGAUUUACAUGCUUCUAUUCAAUCUCUGUCCUUAAAUUACAGUGUUUUGUUGCUCUGAAUGUAUACAGACAAGACCUGCAUGUGCACUACUCCCCCAGCCCUGUCCUUUUGAAACUGUGGGAAGGAUACCGCAUGGGAAGGAAUCUCCUUUCUCCCCCUCCCCCCCAUCAUUUUAUAUCACCAAAGGUUUGUAAGCAUGUCCUGUGACCUGCUUCAAAGUAGUCUGAAGUUAGGCAAGAGAGUUCUUACUGCUUCUGGUCCAUAUUUUACUCCUCACCUACCCAGAGCCUUUGCCUUUGCCAUUGGGUUUCACAAAAUCUAAAACCACUUGUAAAUUUACUGUUUACAAAUCUGCCUGUUUUUAUUUUCCAAAGGGCUUAUGGCUUAAGCUCUGUAGCUCCUUGAACAGUUACCUAUGUCCACAAUAGUAUAGCUUUAGGAAUUUUGUAUCCCAAAAACAUUUUUUUAUCAGCACAAGCACAUAAACUACUUUAGCAACUUAUUCUUGAAAAUGGUUAGCAAUUGUAUGACAACAGUUUUUACUUGAAGAAAUCAUUUCAGCUUAUGGAGCUAAUGCAGGCAGCCUAAUGGAAAACCCAAUUCCAUCUGUACUUAGAGCAGUGCUGCUGGUGCAUUGACCUAAUUGUAAAGCUCAUUAUCUGAGUCAGAUAAAAUUAUUAGCUGAGAACAAUAACUAAAUCAUAACUCUUCUGAUUGAUGCUUAUUUAACUUUGAGAAUCUUUUAGUCACGGGUUAUAUGUUAUCACUUUUUAAAGGUUGCUGCUGUGAGCCGAAAUGUAAAACUUUUCCAGUUAUUUCUUAAGUGCAUUUGUGACUGUUAUUAUUAUUUAUUGAAUUUAUAUCACUCUCCUACUCAUUUAAUCCCCACAACAACCCUGUGAGGUAGGUUAGGUCAAGAGGCAGUGAUUAGCCCAAAGUCAUUCAUUGGCCAAGUGGGAUUUGAACACUGCUCUCCCAGAUCCUAGUCCAGCUCCCUGAGCACUACACCUCACUGUUUCUUUAAAACUCAUAAGAAUAAAAUGAAUACUUCCAAGAAAAUCUUGGGUAAGGUAUUAAUAGAUGUUCUGUCCACUGGCAGAAUAUUGUAAUUGGUUUAGAAUGAAGGUUCCCCCAUGUGGUGUCCAGGGACAACAUGGCACACUCAAAAUGCCCCCCUGUAUCUGCUGAGGGUGCCCUACCCCCCCAUUUUUAAAACUGAGAUUUUAAAGCUUUCUGUUGUUGCUGAUGUUUAGGUGGGCGGACUGCCUGCUCCUUUUUGUGGGGUGAGGGUUGUUGCCUGCUUUUUGAGAGGGGUUUAUUUGUUUUUGCCCAGGAGGUAUUUUGCUAUUUUGAAGAAGGGAAUCUGAGCAUCACCAGUUUUCUUCUAAGAAAUGAGUAUUUCACAGUACCUCCAACAGUUUACUAGAUUUCCUGAUGUGCUUCUAUGCUGCAAAGAUUUGGCUUACAAUAUGUAGGAAGAAUUGGUUCUGCUGCUAGAGGCAGGUAGACAGAGUCUGUUCUGUUUUUAGAGCUGCUAACCACAUAUCACAUUCACCUCAGUCAUUUCUGUGGGUUUCUUAAAUUAUGCAGAUGAAUUCCUGAAUAGAACUUUGUAGAUUAGACAUGCUUAAGCUCUGUCUUUGGCAGGUCUGGAUAUUCUUUUUCUAGUUACAGUAUCUGGUAGACAAACUCCCCACCCCGUGAAGUUUGCCAUGAAAUAAUUUCAUCUAGGAAUGCAUUCCUAACAGGGCUAUGUGAACUUCCUUUCUGGAUGUGUGCCAGAUUUGUGUAUAUCUAUGUACUUUAUUUGACUCUUGGUCCCACUUCUUACACACAUUUGGCCAGUGUCCCAGAAAGAAGCACGAAUGAGCACAUGGACGGAUUCAGAUAAAGAACAGCUUUAUAAUGCUUUGGUUUAUUCUUCUGCAGUAGAAAUUCUGUGUUCCUGUGGGACCAACUUGGUUGUGUUUCUGUGGGAAAAGCCUGAGUCUUGGAGCAGUUUCACACACUAGCUUCUAUAAUGGAAUAGCUUUUAGUAACAACAAUAAGGAAGGCUAUCCUAGAUUCUCUACAUUCCUUAGAUCACUGAUGGGAAUCUGUGGCCCUCCAGAUGUUGUUGGACUACAACUACCAUUAUCUCUGACCAUCUGAGGGUGAUAGGAGUUUUGAGUAGAACUACUUGAAGGGUUGCAUGUUCCCAACCCCUGUACUUCAGACAGAUAAUAUAUCUGCUUUGAUUAAGAGCACCGUUUAAGCUACGUUACUCCCAUGCUUGAAGAACCAAAAUGUUCAUGAAAUGUGUGUGAAAGUUGUGUGUGUUGCCCCUCAAACAUUCUGUUUUGUUUUAGUCUCCAGACAUUUGCACAAUGAAUUACCGGUAGAUUAGUUUAAAAUUUACUGGGCCUCUGCUUUCUAACCAGGUUUAUUGGUUUGUUCUCUGUUGCAGAUACUUCCCCCCUCCCAAGUCACACUGACCUUGUUGCACGUCCAGCUCAGGAAGUGACAGUCUGGUUAUUUAUGCCUGUUUUGCUUGGCCAGGAUAUCCAUAGUGAGCUAAAUGACUUGGGAGCUCAGGAACUCUCUGCCUGACCUUCCUAUAGCAUCAAAUUGUGGCUGAAGGCAUAAACAUGGGAUGCAGAGUGACAAAGUUCAGUUGGAGGGGGCCAGUUGAGCCGUCUUGAGAGUACACUUGCUUAUUUUAUUAAACAACAUUUAUAUACCAUGUGAUUGUAAGAAAACCUCUAAUCAAUUUACAUCAGGGCAUGUUGUCUGUAAGCCCAUAGGGCAACAUAAGUUCCCUCUGAUGUAGUGGGUAUUGAAUAGUGCCAACACAUUAUUGGAUCCCCUUUCCUUGUGUAAUCAUUCACAACCAGGUGGUUACAUGGCUUAGCUGGCAUAAAACCUAGAUGUAACCUUCAUGUAACAAGUAUAUUACCUUGUAUUUAGCUGUUACUUGAAUUUUAUGUCCUGGUUUCCCAAAUCAGCUUGGAAACCUGGAAGACCUGCCCGCUGCCUUGCUAGCCUCUUUCUAUUUGGCCUUGGAGUCAGGACCCUGACUGACUUCAGCUAAAAAAGCUGAGGCUGCUGAGCAAACUCUUGAGCUGGGGUAUUUGGGGGGAAGUUUUGUUGGGAGUUUUGCUGCUGUUAUUGAUAUUAAUUUUUUAUAUCUUUAUUUUUAUGUUCAGUUUGGUUAUACAGAUUUUGAUGUGUUUCAUUUAUUUUUAAUGACUACUUUGUUAUGUUUCUAAUUAUGUAAAUCUUUUCAUAUUGUAAGCUGCCUUGAGCAUUGUUUUAACUAUGGAAAGGCGGUAUACAAAUAAACUGAUGAUGAUGAAUUCAAACCUAUUUUGCUCAUAUGUUUAAAGGUGGUAAUUUGAGGGUCCGUUUGUAAUGAGUGCAUACUCACUUACAUUGCUUGCCAGUGGGUUUUCUCAAAUUCCUUUCUCACUUCUUCUGUCUAGGUGACCUUCACAAAACGGAAGUUUGGAUUAAUGAAGAAAGCCUAUGAACUGAGUGUGCUUUGUGACUGUGAAAUAGCACUCAUCAUUUUUAACAGUUCUAACAAACUCUUUCAAUAUGCCAGCACGGAUAUGGACAAAGUUCUACUCAAGUAUACAGAAUACAACGAACCCCAUGAGAGCAGAACCAACUCUGAUAUUGUCGAGGUAACAAAACUGUAACCAUGAAUGAAUCCUCAAACCUCAUUUAGUUUUAGUAAAGCCAACCAUACCCUUCUGUACAGUAACAAAGUAAUUAAUUUCAAUCAACAGUAUUUUAAAUGAUACAUUACUUUAUCCAAAGCUCUCCAAGAUGGGUAACAAACAUGAAUAAAUGGAGGCUGCUCCUGAAGGAAUCUGUCUCAUAAGGGAUUGCAUGGAUUUAACUGAAACACACCAAAACUAGGAAGCACCCAAUGAUGACAAACAGAAAGGAGAAAUAUAUUGCAAAGAUGCUAAAUGAUCACAAACCCUUCUGUUACAGAAGAGCUUGUAUGGCACGAAUUCACUAAGGAAUAAGAAAGCAAGCUCUUGAUAAAAGCAUUCUUGCUGAAAUACACUGAGCAUAUUGAACAAUAACAUAUUCUAUCUUCUUGGCGUCUUUGAGAUAUACCAUAUAUACUCGAGUAUAAGCCAACUUUUUCAGCACAUUUUUUAUGCUGAAAAAGCCCCCCCUCGGCUUAUACUCGAGUGAGGCAGGCAGCGGUAGUGGAGGGACGAGCGGCCCGAAAGGAGCCCUUUCUCGCCGCUGGUCCCCCUGCUGCUGCCUGCCUGACGCAAGGGCAGGCACAGGAGCUGCAGUUGGGAGAGGCGCUGCACUGUGCCUCUCCCAACUGCGACUCCUAUGCCUGCUCUUGCGAGCGGCAGAGGCGGCGGCGGAGGAAUGAGCAGCCCGAAUGCAGCCCUUUUGGGCUGCUCCUUCCUCCUCCUCUGCCUUUGCCGCUGUCAGCGAUGGCGGCGGAGGAACAAGCAGCCCGAAAGCAGCCCUUUUGGGGUGCUUGUUCUUCCUCCACUGCUGCCGCCACCACCAGGUUUGUGGUGUGGUGAACCGGCUUAUACUCGAGUCAAUAAGUUUUCCCAGUUUUUUGUGCUAAAAUUAGGUGCCUCAGCUUAUAUUUGCGUUGGCUUAUACUCGAGUAUAUACGGUACUUCCUCUUUUUGUUUGUCAAUGUAUCAGCAUUCUUUCCACUUUAAAGCUGAAUAUCUGGGGCUCUUUACUGUUUUUUGCAGGUUGUGUUAGCACUCUUUAUUAUAUAUUUAAUGAUAAAGAUAAUGAAGAAAACAAAGUAGUUUAUAUAAAGUGUGUACCUCUAGAGAAUGAAUCUGAUUCUUCCUUUCAGAAAACAGGAACUCUGCAAAAUCUUGAGUAUGUUCUUUGUACAAAUAUGAUAUGAGAUUAGCAAUAGCUAUGUUAGACUAAUUUAGUGUCUGCAUUGCAGAAUAAUAUAUAUGUGUUUAAAUUAGAUUUUUUAAAAUCGGUUUUUACAGUAUGGUUUUUCCAUCCACUCUUCUUUACCCAAUCAAAUCUAAGCACAGCCUUUAAUAUGACUCUCUUGCAACCAGGCAAUUCCACUAGUUGUCUUUUGCGGAGGAACCAUACUCUCAUUUCUGCUGAACUACAUUUCAUUCCAGGUUUACUCCCAUAGUUGUACACUUUUAUUUUUUGAAGCUUGUGUUUUGUUCUGACUAGUAUGUGCAUUGUUACUGAAGGAAGCAUGUAGUAGUCUGGGAUUUUCAUAGUUCUCUGGUCACGCAUGACCUGACUUAUAGCAUUGUUUUGGGCUGACUUUAUAUUAAGGUCCAGUUGAUUAUGCUGAGUGUUGUCAGACAACUGGAAACUUGCUUAUGUUAGCUCCCAGCCCCAAGGGGCAGGUUCUUGUGCCCAAUCUUGUGCUACAUCUCUCUGAAAUGCAUCUCUGCUCUUUCCCCCCGAGCUCUAAGCUUGGAGCUGAGGAGAGGAAUUCUGCUCCUAGCUUGAAGCUGGAGAUAGGUGUGUUGACUUCCUUUUGAUUCUUCACCUGAUUGGUGCUCAGAGUGCCCUGUUUGGCAGAUUCUGUCUCCCAGUAGCAGCUCUGAGCUAGAGAUAAAGGAUGGGGACUUGUUAUUGUUCUGCACUUGUACCUGGCAAACACAGAGCCAAAAAAAAUAACCCCAAACUUCAGUUGAACUUCGGAGCUAGGGAGGGGGCAUGAAUCAUUCCUUCUCUGAUGUUCCACGGUUUGGAUGAAGCUUUGGGCUCAUCUCAGUUGACAGAGCCUCGUUCUCCCCUUGCUGUAGUGUGGGUUGUGUGUUAGAUUGUCCAACCCUGAAUGUUGUUUAAAAAAAUCCCAGUCACAAUUCCAAGAGCCAGAGACUUUUUAGUUUCCUGCUUUUAGUAUCCACACAGAUAAGUUGUCAUCAUGGGGCAAGCUAAAUUAUAUGCCAUAACACUGGGAUGGGAAACCUCUAGCCCUCCAGGUGGUGUUCGACUACAAUUCCUAUCAUCCUGGACCAUUGGUCAUGCUGGCUAGGGCUUAUGGGGGUUGAAGUCCAAUAACAUCUGAAGGGCAACAGAUUUCCACCCAUGCUUUAGUAAGUAAAUCCAGUUCUUUUGUUGACUCUAAAAUUGGUUACCUUUCAUAAUUACUAAUCACGUUUACAAAUAAAUCUUUGUUCUCAAGUUCAGUGUACUACUUGUGCAACAGGAAUAUACUGACUUUCCAGACCAUGAAAAUUAUUGUAUAAAGCUGGGUGGUGUCUCUUCUUAGGCAAGCAGCAAAUGGUUUCUGAGGUGAAGAUGGGUGGGACACAUAAUCUUAGUCAACAUUCUGAAUUGCUCAUUUGUAGGUAUUCUUCCUUUAUUGAGUUGGCAAAUACUGUAUAGAUACUUGUGGAUAUGCAGAGAUGGACAACAGUUCUUGCUGUGCACUAGAGCCUUCUGUACAUGGAAGUAUCUUGCCUAUGUGUCAGCCAAGAAAAUUUAGCUGUUACAUUCAGGUAACACAUGGGUGAUUACAGACUGCGAUCUGUUUUAACUGUUUUUAAAAUUUGUAAAUUGUUGUAACCUGCCCUGCAACCUAAUGCUCAGAAAUCUAAAUAAUGAUGGUGGUGAUUAAUCUGUCCAGUGAGAAUCUCUCCUCCCAUAUGAAAUAUCUAGAAUAUUACCCAAUGAACUUAUAUUUAUAAGUAUCACAAUAGCUUCUUUGACUUCUGGAUAUAUUCCCUUUUAUACCCUGUGUGUCUGACUAUCCUUCCCCUCUUUUCACAGUAAAAUCUAGACUAGAAGGUUUAGGGUUGGAGUAAAUGCAUUUACUGUGGGUAAAUAUGUUUAUUCUUUGUGUUGAUUCUUUGUAAAAAUCAAGGUUACUUUCCUAGUGCAAUGGUAGCAUUGAAGUGGAAAAGGGUGGGGGGAAAUGAGGCCAGCUGAUGGAUUCCCCCCCCCCUUUGCUUGGGCAUGGAACCUCUUUAUGCUUGCAGCAUGCCUUGUGUGGCUGUUCCAGCAAAUUAUAGUGAGUGGAUGAAAAUGGAACUAAAUUGCAACACUUCAUUGACCUUCAGCAGACCUUAUUUUAUGUAAUUGUAUAGUUAUAUUUCACAGUUCAUGGCAUUGUGCCAGCAUCAGGAGCAAACUUGGGUCUGGCACUGGGAUAGCCUUCAGUGCUUGUGGCAUGGUGCAACUCAUGCAAUGCCAUGUGUAAUGCAAGGGUUUUUGCAGCAGUGGCAACACUGGAUGAGGCAACAAAGAGGUCAGUUUCUGGGUAGUCCUGCUACUUUCCAUCCUAUAGGUCUGAAGAUUCAAGAGAUCAAGAAAAUGACGUCAUAUGAUAAAGUGCUGGGUAAGGGGGUUUCUCUGAAUGCAGGUAGAGCUGGAUGGCUCUGCUUUGCUUACCAGGCUCACAGUGGUUCUUGAGCAACCAAGAGAGCAAGUACUGUUUUGUGACUUAACUUAAAUCAGAUUGUAAGAGAAGGGUGUGAACUACACUGCUGCUUGCAGUAUUUGAGAUGUAUUAAGCAAUAGCUAGUAUAAAUAUCCAAAUAAAAAUAAAUACAAACUUUCAGAAGUUUCUAACAAAGUCCUGUAACUUUAAAGUUUAGCACUGCUAGAAUUUUAUUUAUCCCACUACUGUCCUUGGUAUGCUUCAUUUUUCAUCUUGGGAGACCUCCAACAAAGCUUACAAAAAUGUAAUAAAACACCAAAAAUGAAACAAGCAGUAUAACUAUGAAAUCACAUGAAAAGCACAAGAGCAGCAUCACAAACAGAAAUAAAAAUAUUCAGUGGCACACAUACUUAUUCAGCAUUCAGAAACCUUCCUUGGAUGACUAGAUUCCCCCCCCCUCACUAAAAUGCAAGUAUACUUCCUUGGGAGGAUGUUGUACAGUCCUGGCACCACAACUGAAAAUGUCCUGUCCCUUGUGCCCACCCCACUCAUUUCUGAGUCCAGAUACAUGGAGCAAGACCUUGGAAGCAAUGACAGGAAGUAGAAUUUUCCAAAACUGAAAAAAUUCCAGUGGAAAUUUUCCAUUCCAGAAGUUGGUUAGUAACCACAAAUGAAGGCCAAUGACAAAUAUUAGCCAAGAUGGUUUCAAAAUGUUCAGUUUUGUUUGCUAAAUACAAGCAAAAUAAUCGUGUUAAAUUAGAUGACUCUCUAAGCAUCAGAACAUUUUCUAAUGAGAUUUACCUGCAUAGGAAAAUUUUUCACUUAAUUAUUUUCCAGAAAAGACACAUCAGUCCUGAGAUGUUGAUGAAAAUGUAGGAAUAGGUAGAUGUAUCCUGAAGCAAUUCUUCAAAUAUCCCUGCACCAAACUGCUUAGGACAAGAUGAGAACUGUAGUCCUACUACAUCUGGAGGGCCAUAGGUUGCCCACCCCUGGUUUAGAGCUUUAAAGGUUAACACGAGCACCUUGAAUUACAUCUGGAUACAAAUCUUUCCUGGUGAAUCUGGCAUAAAAAUCUGACAUACGCUGAGAAAAUUCUAUUUGUAAGUCUUGCUGCCUCAUUUUGGACCAGUUGAAAUUUUGGACUACUUCUCAAAGGUGACCUUAGGGAGAAGUGUUACACUAGUUGAACCUUCUAUGAAUGAUCUUGACGAGGUCUGCUUUUUCAAGUGUAGAAUCCAUUAAUGGUAUCUAAACUCAAGUGCCACUUUUAGUUGCAGUGCAUUUUAGAGCAUCUAAAUAUCUUUGGAAGUUAACUAUCUGGGUUGAUUGUGUGAUGCAUUACAAAAAGCAAGCCACCAAAACUAUGUUUACAGUUUAAUUUUAUUCUUUGAGGAUAGCGAUAUAGCUUUGAAGCUCUGAAAUUGCAUGUCAUUGUCUGCUAGCUCUGUCCUCUUCUAUUAAGAGAGCACUUAUUCAGUACAGCCCCCUCAUUAAUUUAAAGUGACAUAGUUCAGGCAGUUGUCUAAAACGUGACCUACCUUCUUUUUCGUCCUGUGUGACACUAAACAGCAUCUCUGCUAGUCACACAUACAGGAAGAAGAACAUUUUAAUAUCUCUUUUAAGUUGAAGUACAAUUUUAAAAUGUUGAAAUCGCAAACAGAAGCAUGGCUUUAGUGCAGGGGUAGGAGGCCAUGAGUUAGGUUUCCAGAGAAUUUCAACAUGGAUGUUGAUUCACUUGCUGCCUUAGCUUUUUACUGUGCUAUUCUUGCUUAACCUACUGUGCUUUAUCACUGGGCAGGAACAGGUGCAGAUGAAAUGAGACUCAUUUCAGCAAUAUAUUUUUGUAUUUUUCAAGGUUUGAAUGUAAUUUCCAUGCUCUCCUAUUCGCUAGGGUGAAACAGCUCUGUGAAAUGUGCAAUAGUGGCAACAGAAACAGUUACUGAAACAGUUCACAGUUUUGGUUAAAGCUGCUGCUUUUUUUGAAGAGCAGCUUAGCAUUUAGGCCCUGAUCACUCAGUGACUCUUACUGACUCUGGUAAAUGGAAUCUCUCACUUGCCACAAGUGGCAAUUGGAGUUUCCAACUGGCUAAAAGUGACCACUGCUAGAGAGUUAAAUUUUCUGCUUUGGAAGCAAGGGGCUGCAUCCCUUCAGCAUACUUGGCCUGUGCUGAGUUGGGCUGAGUAGCUGUUUUUAAAAUAUGGUCAGUCUUGAAUUACUGUGCACUUCGGAUAGCACAGAUGGUCAGUGCAUGUACCUCAUGCAGCCCACAGAAUCUCUGAGAACUCUGCCCUUUCAGUCCUAUGCCAGAGGCAGAAGCUGUAAAGAACAUGCAAAAGGUGUCCCAGGCCACCAGAGUGCUUUUGAAAACAUGGAUGUACUCAGAGCCAUGGUUUCAAAAGUAGCCUUGCCUGCAUGGGAAGUGUCAGCCCCCACCAUGCCCCGGACAGGGAGAACUGAACUAUAGAGCAGAAGUAGUGAACCUCAGAGCCACAGACCCAAUACUGCCCUCCAGGCACCUCUAUUGGGACCUUUGAUUUCUCCCCAGCCCACACCCCUCACCUGCUUUGCCUGACUGGAGUAUGUCCUUGAACUCUGAUAAUGCCUCUUACUUGUCUGAGUGGAAGAGAGAGGGGGGUGUAUUUUAAAAUUUGCAUUUGUUGUUCUGCCCAUUGUCUCUAACCACCAUUGUCAUGUGAUCCCUAAAAAGUUUCCCAGAAGGAAAUGUGGCCCUUGAGCUAGAAAGGAUUUCCUACUCUUGUUUUAGAGGCAGAUCUAUUAUGCAGUCUAUUAAUAAUUCUUUGCCUUUCUAUGAAGAUGCUGAAGGAUAUUGUCCUAAUAAAGACUCAAAAACAUAUAGCAGUAUUAUUGUGAAAUGCACACACACGAACCAGCACAGUUCUGCCAGAUGCAAGCUUGAAUAAAUGUCUUCAUACACAAAAUGUGUAGUACAUUCAUAGUCUGAUUUAGUUUUAGAACAGGAAGAGGUUUUCAUUUAAAGAUUGAUAGUUCAGUAUGUUUGCUUUGAAGGCUGCGUAAAAUAAGAACCUUACAGGGUCUUCUGGCCUGUUCCAGGCCCAGAAAUAGUUGAUGAGCAGCCAAACACCUGCAUCUAUUUCUAUAAUAACCGAUCUUAAAGCAAAGCAGACACCUGGAUUUUCAGACAGACGUUUACUUCAUGAUGCUGAUAGAAGGGUGAAAUUAAAUGAGUGAACUUAUGUCAAUGUUUGUGUGCCAUUUUUUGCUACGUUGUUCUGUCCUUCCUUGGAGAGCGCUCUUAUUUUCAAGUGAAAAGAUACACGGAUGAAUUUGCUUGUUGUGCCUGUGUUAAAAUAUUUUAACUAGGCUUAGGGCUAGUUCCCUCAGGACCAUGGCACACAGGGAGGGGUAGUUUAACCCUUCCUUCCACAGCCACAAUCUCUUUGGCAGCACCCAUCCCCAGAGAACACACAGUAUUUCAAUUAGCAAUAGGAAAAAAAGCUCCCAUUGGAUCAUAGUGUUGUGGUCCUGAUGAAAAUUGGGAGGGGGCUUAUCCUCACUUAGAAUUACAUUUUUAAAAUUUCUAGAUUUUAGCAAGAUCAUUGUGAUUGAUGUAGAUAGGUCCUCAAAGAACUACAGUAGAUUGCGACAGGCCUCAUUCAAAGCCCAAAGGCAAAUUUGCUUCUGUUGGACCCCAUCAGCUAAGAAAAUUUGAUGGAUCUUUGGGAAUCCAGUGAGUUGGCCUGUGCAGUGCAAGUGUAAUAUCUGAUAAGUCCUUGGUUUGUCAUGUAUUAAAAUUGGUGUGUUUUGUCUUUGACACAUGCCUUUUGCUUACUUUCUUUUUUGGAAGGGGGAAUUAUCCGGCUGACAGUUACAAAAUGUCCCCGUCCCCCCGGUAGCAAAAUGAAUUAUUUUAAUGCCAUGCUCCUUUGGUGAUUUUUGAAAAGGUUGAUAAUAUGGAAAAACUUAUUGGCCAAUCACUUAAUUGUCAAAAAAACCUGUUGCUAAAAUAGUAAUAAUUCAGGAUGAUGAAUAUCCAGAAUUUUGUUCUAUAGUUGCAUGUUGGGACACAUUCUGGUUUACCUGCCUCCAGAAAAAUGAAACUUAUGGGCUUUCCCCCUUGACCUAAAAAGAAACUAGUUCUGCACAAUUAGAAGCAUUCUAACUUUGACAUUGUAACAAACUGUUGAAUUUUCUAUGGCCUGCCUCUAAAGUUUAUCUUUAUGUGUGCCCAGAGGCUUUGUGGAUAUGAACUGUGGCCAUCUAGGCAGAACUGCAAAUUGCUUUGGAAACUCCCCUAGAUUUCUUCAUUCCAAAAAAACACACAAGCUGUUCAGUGAUGGAAAAAGGAGAAGGCCACUUGUAUGAAUCUGCUAGAAAUGUUGAAUAAUAUUUGUCAAGGGCAAGCUGAGCAUGGGACUGUUGUGAUUUACUCAGUGGCGGAGGAAGGGGAGUGCAGUGCAGGCAGUCCACCCCGGGUGUCUUUGCUGAGGGGGGUGACAUUUGGCCCACCGCCUACCCACGACUCAUAAGCCUGCCCCUAGUCUAUUAUUAUUAUUUAUACCCCGCCCAUCUGGUUGGGUUUUCCCAGCCACUCUGGGCGGCUCCCAACAGAAUAUUAAAAAUACAAUAAAUACAAGUGGUAGACAUUCGUGACCACUUCUGUGACUUGUGCUUCUCUGGAAAGCAACCCGUUGACUCAACUGUUUAUUGCUUAUGUGUGCAAUUAAAGCAGAAGUAUUUGUAGAUUAACCCUCCCCCACUUAGAUCAUCCAAAGUGAACCUUGAAGGAGAAAUUUUGAAUACAAAACAUUUUUCAUAAUGAUUAUUUUAACCAUAUAAAUGCAAAUUAAUAUUUGUAAUUUAAUAUAAAUGUAAUUGAUCAUUCUAUCCUGCCUGGUGUCACAAUAAACCUAUUCCUAGCCACAUCGAUUGCAGUGAGUCUUGUUUUCUUCAGCAGUGUGUUAAUAAGUGUAUUUAGGAUUUCAGUCUUAGAAGUAUUUUAUGUUGUUUGCAACAGCAUUGUUAUAUACAGGGGUACCUCUAGUUGUGGACACGAUCCGUUCCAGGGUGCUGUUCGCACCCCAAAAAGUCUGCAACUAGAGCAGCACUUCUGCGCAAGCGCGGAGCACAAUAGAGCGCUUAGAAGUAUGACUGUAUAUAAAUAAGGUCUGAGAGCAUGUUUAUUUGUAAAUAUUAGAAAUUUAUUAACAUUAAAUGUAAAUAAUAUUUCAUGCUAUAUGGGAGUUAUAUUUUCCUAUGCGUGUUUAUGAAUGCUAAUUUUUAUUGGAAUUGUGUAGCAUACUGAAUAUGCUAUACUAUAAUAACAGAAGAUGGCUCUUUUCUGCAAAUUGUAAAUAGAAUUGUGAAUGCAAGCCUUUACAUGUUCUUUAAUUUGAUUAAACUUUAGGUAGAGUUCCAUUGCACCUGGAAAUUAAUACCUGCAUUUAAAAAUUAAUCCUCCAGUCGCAUAAAUCUUGAGUACCUACAAAGUCAAACUGAAUAUACUGUUCAAUCAAGGUUAGAUUAAACUGAAACUGAUUCCAGCUGGCAUUGUACCAUGCUGUUUUAGUAAAUCCAGCCAAAUUGUUGCUUGACAUUAGGGAUUACAGAAUAAUAUAACAGGCUGGGUAUUGUGUGUGAGGUUUUUUAUUAUUAUUUUAAAAUAUGCUUGUAUUUGUAUUAGGCAUCAUGGUGAAUUUUAUGCAGGUGUUAGGAGGAUGUAGAAAUCCUUUGGAAUAGUGCCAAAAUGUUUAAGCAUAAAAUAGAAUCAUCACUUGUGUUUGCUUUUACGUAUGAGUGGAAUGAGGAUUGAAGUGUAAGUCACAGAUAAAAGUAUUUUUUUUUGUACUCCUAUGAUGUAAACGUGUGUAAUCAGCUUGUCACCAGGUGAGCUGCAUGGCUGAACAGGCAUUUUGUCCCAUGUCUUGGAUGUCCAUAUUCAGUAUAUAGUGCCAUACUAGUUAUAUAAUAUUUGGAAUUGUCCUUCGUGUCCUCAGUUCAGUACCACAAAUCAGAUAUUUGCAUGUACAUAAAUGUCUACAGCUUUUUGAAGAGUGAGAAAGCCCUUUUUCUCCUCUUGACCACUAGUUUGUAGCAUUAAGGCACAGUAGCUCAACAUCAAAAAAACUAAGAACAUGGCCACUGGUCCCAUCACCUCCUGGCAAAUAAAAGGGGAAGAAAUGGAGGCAGUGAGAGAUUUUACUUUCUUGGGCUCCGUGAUCACUACAGAUGGCGACAGCAGUGACAAAAUUAAAAGACACCUGCUUCUUGGGAGAAAAGCAAUGACAAACCUAGACAGCAUCUUAAAAAGCAGAGACAUCACCUUGCCAACAAAGGUCCGUAUAGUUAAAGCUAUGGUUUUCCCAGUAGUGAGGUAUGGAAGUCAGAGCUGGACCAUAAAGGCUGAUCGCCGAAGAAUGGGUGCUUUUGAAUUAUUUUGCUGGAGGAGACUCUUGAGAGUCCCAUGGACUGCAAAAAGAUCAAACCUAUCCAUUCUUAAGGUAAUCAGCCCUGAGUGCUCACUGGAAGGACAGAUCCUGAAGCUGAGGCUCCAAUACUUUGGCCACCUCAUGAGAAAAGAAGACUCCCUGGAAAAGACCCUGAUGCUGGGAAAGAUAGAGGGCACAAGGAGAAGGGGAAGACAGAGGACGAGAUGGCUGGACAGUGUUCUUGAAGCUCCUAACAUGAGUUUGACCAAACUGCGGGAGGCAGUGGAAGACAGGAGUGCCUGACGUGCUCUGGUCCAUGGGGUCACGAAGAAUCGGACAUGACUAAAUGACUAAACAACAAUAAAAAACUUCAAUUCAUUUCCUAUAUUGCUACCAUAGAGUGAGGAACUCCUAGCUUUUUAAUUCUGAGCUGGAUAAAUUGUCAAAGUUUUUUGUGUUUUUUUUUAAAUCUUUUAAAUUCAGUCCUGUAGCAGGGGCCCUCAGAUUGUCCUAUGGAACACCUCUUUUCUAAAGUGUGAUGAGCGUAGCAGCAAAUUUGCCGGCUCCUACUGACUAUCUUCUCUCCCUAAACUGUUCAGGCAAACCCCAUGAGCAAUCCGUCAAAAUUUUACUAGACAGGCCAAAACAAGUACAGAGACCAGGCUUAAAUCUAUCCCUUGGAUUCUGAACUGGCAGCUACUGAGUCACCCUUCCCACUAAACUCAGCAUGGUUAACCUUGACCAACCCUUUGGUGGCCACAUGCUACGGUGGCUGUGGCCAUGGACACACCACAGACAGAGGCACAUUGCCCUGACCUGUGCAGGUCAGCUGGCGAGGGGGAUAAUUGCCCUCUCCCCACUUAAAUGAUAAAUCUGGUAACAGAAGAGGGGGCAAUUUGUGUAUCCAUCAAAUGACUGGGCUGGAUGGGAAGGUUUAUACUUAUCUGCCCUUCCCAGUGCUGUGUCUACUUUAAUUUUUCUUCCUAUUUUGCAACCAAAAUAGCAAUGUCUGAGUGGGUGGGAAAAUUCCCUAGAGGGCCUGAUGAAGCUCCCAGGCCAGCGACUAGCAACCUAGCUAAUUUUUUGGUGCUGGGUAUCUUGGCCCCCGAGAGUAGCAGUGGCUUCCAGUCCACAAAGCAGACAGAUUGUCUCUCAGAUGGUGAAGGUACAUGCCAUUUAACUGAAGAGCAUAGAUUUGAAAAAGCUAACUACAGGAUAUUGACUAUGAAGGCUCUACCAGACCCUGUUCUAGCAAUAUUUACUCUGGAUGGACACGCGGCACUAGCAAAAGUAAUGAAUUACUUUUAGCAAAUUCUGAAUAUUCACUGGAUUUGGUAGGGAAAGGAUUAUGUACUGGAGGGGGAAAGCAAGUAACAGUUGUUCUGAGUAGAUCCAUUUAGUUGAUCCACAUAGAAGAGAUUCUGAUUUCUCAGGUAGAACAUUCGCAAAUACAGCAUUUCUUGGGGCAUCAUUUCUUUCUUUUAAUCCGUCUAUCAGCAAAGGUCCCAGUUUAGUCUUACUGUGCUGGCAUUUGUAUGAUUUGUAGUAAUACUUCAUAUGCCAUUGCAUCAGACUGCCCAGGAUUCCAUAAUGGCAGGAUGAACUCUACAAGACAUCAUUUUUUGCUUCCAUCCAGAGCCACUCCAGCCAUCAUGUAUAUUUUGCCAACCAACUUGCAGUUUUCAGGGAUGAAUGGUUAGAUAUUGCCCCAGUUCUUUCAACUGCAUGGGUUGGAUUUCAUCUCAGGUAUGUAAUUUGACUUGAGCCUUCAGACUCCAGGGUAGCUCCAUCACUCCUAUUGCUAGAUGAGGAGUCAACUGUUUGGAAAAUGGAGCCAUAGAGUGGGUUUUGCAUUGUAAUGCUUACAAGGUUUUUAUUUUAGUUACUUUGAUUGUAGAUGACCCAUUUAGCAAACUCAGAGCUGUCAGACCAUUGUCCAUUUGUUUUGUAAAGAUGGUCAGUUUGCAGUCCUGGACAUCUAGAACUCAUAUUUUUGCAGGGCCAUCAGACCAAAAACGCUGGUCUUUUCUUAGACUUACAUAUGGAAUUGGACAUUUUCAGUUUAGAGUCCUCCAGUUUGGACUAUUCAUGACACCAGAGAUCUCUUAAGAGUAUGUGUCUACUCCCAGGCUUUGGAGCUCCUUACUGAGGAAGGUUUAUCACACCUUAUUUCUUGCAGGAGGACAAAAAACUUUUUUAUUUAAACAGACAUUUGGCCACUGAACUGACACGUUAGGGGUCUUUUUUUGCUACCUUCUCUGUUAAUCAAUAAUUUUUACUAUAAUUAUGCUCCUAACUGGUUACCAUCUUUUUAAUAUGCUGUCACCUAAUUAUUAUACACCUUUAUUGUUAUAUAGUAUAUUAUGCAUUAGAUUUUAUCGUUAGCUGAAUAGUAUGCAUGCCAAGACCUAUAUGCUGUAGGAGUGGGGCAGUAAUUUGAAGGCACUGGCAAUGGAUUGUUGUCAGAGUUCUAUAUAAGAGGGUCAUAUCAUUCAGAAUCUCCCGGACUUCAUGACACCCGCUACUUUUUGUCCAUUUAGCAUACCUUUACUUUCAUUUACUCCAGUUCUGGUCCCCCAGAUCUUGUCAGUACAGUGAAGGUUGACCAGUCCUAACUCCUGAUCAUUACUCCAUUCUGUUCCCACCCCCCACCCCUGCCUCCAACCAUGACAAGGUUAAUCUUCAUUGAAGUGUGACCUUUUACUAUCUGCAUCCUUCUGCGCUCUGAGCAUGGAUUCACCGUUAUGAAAAUAGGGCACUGAUUGUGAUGAUGAGGUGGCCAAAGGCAGCUGGUCUUUGUGGAAUUGCAGUUAGCUUACAUACAUAUAAUAAUAAGGUAAUGCUGUCGUCAUGCUGCAGUUUGCUUGGUUGUCAACAAAUGCUGCUGCAAGCUACAACAUGACAACAGCCUUCUGAGAGUGUUGGGCCAUCACAGCAGCAUUGGCGGGUGAGGGAGAAGGGAAGCAGAAGAGGGAGAUGGAUGUGGGUAGGUGCUUAGGUGAGCCAUGGAAAAACUGUCAAGAAGGGGUGGGGCAGCUACUCAGCAACCAUCCUGCUCUGCUGAUGACUGCCUCACACAGAUAACUUGGAGGCAGCUGGCUGGCUGAUCCCCGCAAGCUGCAGAGGAACAGUCAGUACAGGACAGGGAAACUCCCCAACAACCAUCCUGCUCUGCCACCACCUACUGCCUUCCUCCUCCUCACCCUCUACUGCUGUGACGGAAACAGUGUUGUUGAUAUGAGGCAGGCAAUAUGAGCAGGAGGAGGUCUAAGGGAAGGAGGGUGGGUUUGGUGAGGUCUAAGGAGAGAGUUGAUAAGGGGGUGGGUUGGUGGGGGUUAGUGAGUGACACGAUCAGGGGCUCAGCCACUAGUAGAAACAGAGUUCUCUUGGAUUGGAGAGCAUGAAACUAGGACCGUAAGCAUUCAGUCUUUGCCUUCAUGAUUCAUGUCCACACAGUUGCUACUGCUGAUAUAUAGAUAAGUGAGAUGGGGAUGGAACUUCACAGAAGAUAUGCUAGGGAACCUUUAAUCUCAGGUCCUAAUCUGUUUUGAGGUUAUGAUCAUAAUGUUAAUCCAGUAAUAAUCCACUUUGUUUGAAAGAAAAAAUAUGUGUUUGAAUUGAUGCAUCUACAGGGUGAUUCCUGCAGAGUCCCUUUAGGGACAUAAUGGAUGUAGAUUUCUUUGCCAUCUGAAAAAAUAAUAAAGUGUCAGGUUCUGGAAUCAAGGAGGAACCAGUCUCUCUGCCCCUGGUAAUUUUUACAAGGGCCUUAAAUUGAGCCAUGGCAGAUUAAGGGCCAUCCUUGUUGACGCAGCAUGGCAAUAUCUCCCCACUGAAGGCGGCGUUGCAUGGGUGAGUGGUAGUAUUCCAUGAUUUCCUGUCUUCCUUUCACAGAAUUGAAAGUAACCCCUUUUCAGUAUCUCCCAUACUUAUUUAUGAAAGCAUGUCAGAUGGGGAUGCCAUAACAUUCUCCUUUGAUGAAGUCCAAGAGAUGCACUGCUUUACUGGAAGAAAUUCUUCCAGUAAGUGUUGAUGUUGUCCCUUAGUAAAAUUUGCAGAUUUCAUUUUUGAUUUUUUCAUUUUUGAUUGCCAGUGGUGAACUCUUCUUUAAACCUACUUUAGGGCCAUAUCUGCACAUCAUGUUCUGCUGGAUGUUUUAAUAGGCAUUCUCCCAUGUUUUUGCGAAGCAGUUUCUCACAGGGUUACUUGACAAGUUUCUCCUGUUGUGGAGCCGUCUCUUGAGGGAGCCUGUUGCUCUUUCUUCACAGCUUAUGAUAAAACUUCUUGUGUCCUUAUAUGUAUAUUCUUUGGACAGUCUUUCUUCUUUAAGGUUGCAUUUCUAUUAGGGGGGUCAAAAACUGCAGGUGGCCAUGUUGGUGGUGGGGAAUUAUAAGUAGCAGCAGGCUAUUGAAAGAAGCAGGAAUGGAAAGUGUGGUAUAGCAGAGUUUCUUCACUUUAUCAAUAUUUGGAAAAGUCACAUUUGUCACAUUUGUCGGAUUGCACAGAGGCAAUAAAGAAGACAGCAAGAGUUGCUAUUAGUUGUUGUGAAUAUUCUUUGUUAUAAAUAUUCAAAGAAUCCACCUUCCUUCUCUACUAUAAAGGCUUUCACAGAGAGCAUGAACAUACAUUUUGAAAGAACUAAGCAGGUGAGGCUCCUUGAUUUAUUUACUUGACGCAGUGUAGGAAAGGAGCUGCGUUUCGGCUGCCAUGGUUGAGACCUCACUAGUAUGGCCACAGUGAGAGCAACUUGAAGAAUAAUGUUUACCUGUAACCUCUUGACUGUGCUCAGGUGCAGCUUUUUGUACAAACAGGAUUUACACCAGGGAGGGGGAACCUGUGGCCCUCACAGAUGUUACUGGAUUCCAGUUCCUAGCAGCCCCAAAAUCAGUGUCUGUACUGUUUCGAUCUAGUGCUUCUAUGAAUAUCAUAAUAGUAACCUGCUUCUUGACAGUGCCAUCCUGUAAAUGUUGUUUUCAAGAGAAUGGUGCAUACCUGACCUUGAACUGGUCUUUGGGGGACACUUGGAAACAAGAUUUCUCACUGCUUUCACAAUGUGAGUGCAUGAGUUCUUGCCAAUAUCAUACUGAGCUUCAGAAGCACCUUGACACCUACAGGAUCUUGCUUCUGCUUCCAAGUGCUUCUGAACACAGUGUUGUAUCAGCCAUGAGAUCUCUUCCCUGCCCCUGAAUUGUGAGAGAGGCUGAGUUCUGAAAACCACAGAUGUUACUGGCUGACAAAAUCUGUUGGUCCCUCAUUGUGGAGAAAGAAGAGUCUCCACAAAGAAGACUCUCUGACACAGCAGCUGACCUUGCAUUUUGUUUAGAAAAGCUUUUUUAAACAGUACAAAACUCAAAAUAUAUGAAGUACCAAAUAGAGGAUAUGAUGCAAAGUGAUGCAAAAGAUUUUGGAAUCUUUUAUUUUGCACCGCACAUAGGUGCAUUCCUAACAUUUGGGUCUUUCUCACUUUUUGAGCCAUGGUGGGUUAUCCCUGACAUAGUUGCCUGUUAGAAAACAGCCCACUGAUUCUGCCCAGUUAGAUUAGAGCAUUCCACUUGUGCCUCCCUUGACACAAAGAGUAACAGUUUACUCUUAUGGUACUUGAUAACGAUAAAGUAAGUGGUACUCUUAUCAGAGUUGGGCCCGCAAAGGGAUGUUUCUGUGUAUGCAAUUAGGAGACCAAAUGCCUUGGCUUUGACUUGUUUCAUCAGAAAUGGGAGACUAUAACUUUAAGUGGCCCAAGAGUGACAAGAACUUGGUUUAGAGUGAGGGUUUCCAGAAUCUGAAGUGGGAGAUUGUGAAACCUUUUCCUUCCUCCUGAGUUAAAGCAGGGUUAAUUCCAUUCUUAACACGAUAAAAAUAACAAUUACGAAGAGUGCCUAUGUUCUUUUGUUCUGAGUUUAAAAGGAUAUGCUUCAGAGUGUGGGAUGAAUUGAUUCUAGAUUUUUCCUUUAAUACACAGACUGAACACUCCAUAAUGCUUCUAGAUUAAAAUAUAAUACAUACAUCACACACAAAAUAAGAUUGCUGUGUUUCUUGGAAAUGGUCAGCAGCCUCUGGCUUGUACUUUUUUUUCUAAUUUAAGAUAGUGUUUUUUAAUCUACAUUUCUUUGUUUCUGGCUAUUCAAGUAUAAAGUGUUGAGACAUGUUGGGCAAAAUGUGUGUAUUCUGGUAUGAAUGCCACAAACUUUCUAAAUCUAUUUAUAGUAUUCAAUAAUUUGUAAAGGUUAACUGUAAUCCAGACUGUAGUGUUAGCAUUUUCCCUGCUGAUAUCAGUGUAGAAGACUGGCAGGCUUAGCCUUGUUGAAGGUUUGGGAGGGUUAGCAGCUUUCAAAGUGCUGGACAGCAGGGCCAUGUAUGGUUAAGUCCAUAUACAUAUCCACCUGAUUGGUUAGACUGUGCAGCUAAGUGUUGUGACAGGUGUUGCCGAAAGCUACACCUGUUUUCCUGAGAAUGCUGAUUUAGUGGGAGUUCCAGGCACUGUCUGUGGGACUUGCAACACCAUGCCAAGUAACCUGAGAAGGAAUGAUAUCUAACUGAUGGCUUGAGAGCUUUACACAAUUUUAUUGUGUUAUGUGAAAUGCUAAGUGUGCUUUGGAGCUGCUAGGAAAGAAAUUUAGCCAAAACUUCCUAUAUCUGUAUUUGCGUAAGGCCCUUGUCACAGCAGCACUCUUGUACACAUUUGCAGCCAGCUCUUACCCCUCUUUUACUGCACGAGGAAACAGCAUGUGUACAAGUCAGUGAGAGGGGAAUGAAGGAGCCACGGCAGCCUGAGAGGAGCCUGUCUGCCUGCAGCAGACCUUCUUACCAAGAUGUUGGGUGGUGGCUCCUGGGAGAGAUCCAUAAAGGAGGGCAGUGACAUCCCCCACAUCCCUAGAGGCAGCCACACACACAGUACCCUAUAAUUCAUUCCAGUGCUGGAAUGGGGAAGUAAUGUGGGGAAACCAAUCUACCAAAAUUGGGGAAGGGACGUUCCUGACCGAAUCAACCCGUACCCAUAUAGUUCUCUGGUCGCCUCGCUAAAGUAGCUGGAGGGAGGAAAGAGGGAAAGGCAAAGCUGUCGCCUCCUCCCCCUCCCUUUCCCUCUCUUCUGAUAUCAGUCAAGAGGGUGGAAUGGGGUAGGAUGGGGUGACACAGGAGAGGACAGGGAGAAAAGAGGUGUCGGGAAAGGAUGAGAAAGGGUUGUAGAAGCAGGAUGGAAAACCCACCCUGGCUUUGCAGAAAGGAGGAAUGUGAGAGUUAAAUGCCAAAAGGCCUCAUUAGCUACUAGCCAAGCCAUCCCGUACAGCAUAUAGUUUAUGGCAGUGGUGUCCAAACUUUUUUCAAAGAGGGUCAGAUUUGAUGAGGUGAAGGGCCAUAGGGGCCAACCAGAGGGCCAGCCAAGGUUGUUGACCUUUUUUUUAGGAUUGAUAUUGUUGACCUUUUUACCUUUUUUUAGGAUUUUACCCCAAAGUUGUUGAACUUUUUUUUAGGGUUGGAGUUGUUUAGGUUUUUACCCCAGGAAAUGAACUGCCACAGGGGCCAGAUUACGCCCCUGAAAUGGACUUUGGGCAUGCCUGGUUUAUGGUAUUUGCUUCUACAGGAUGCAGUGAUGGUAUUAACUUGGAUGGUUUUAAAAUGUGAUUAGACAUUCUGUAUUCAUGGAAGAUAAGGCUAUUAAUGACCACUAGCCAUGAUGGCUAUAUUCUACAUCCACUGUUGAAGGCAGUAUGCUUCUGUAUAACAGUUGAUUGGAAUCUCAGGUGGUCAGGAGUACUUUUGCACUUAUGUCUGACAACUGGUUGGCCGCUGGACUAGAUAGGCCUUCUUUGGUCUUAUCGUUGUCUUACAUUAAGACAAACUGUUACUAGCAGUGGUUGCUAAGAAAUUACAAGAUAAUAACGGCUUCAGAUCUGUGUAGGUUUGCUUGAAGACCAUUAGAAUUCAACUUCUCCAGUGGUGUUUAUGAAGUUCAAAUAGUUUUGACUAAAGCUUCUCUCCCAGUAUUUCUCACAGCAAAAUCUUGUAAGUAAUAAAAUGGGAUAUAUUCUCCUCCUUUCUAGAUACCAUGGAUGCUUAUUAUUUAUCAACUGAUUGGAUCUCUAGUUUGUAAACUAAUCAUGACAUACUCAUAGAAUAUUAUGAGAGAGUGACUUGGGUUCAGAACAUACUUUCCCAUUAGUGAUUUUUUUUUAAAAAAAUCAACACCUAAAGUUUUACUGUUAGUUGGAUUUUAAACACUGCUUAGAAUAGUAGUUUUCAAAGUUCCAAAGCCCAGGGAACCUUACAUAUGUUGGUUUGUCUUCCAAGGAAUGCCUUCACCUUGCAGGAAAUUUUUAUUUUCAACUAGAAUCUCUGGUUUACAAAACAUGCUUAAAUUUACAAAAUAAGUUGCACAUUAUAGAAUGUUGGAGUGGAAGAUGGAAGACAGAAAAAAGCUGCUCAACCCUUUCUAUGCCGGCUCAAAAAUUCACAAAGAGAACACUCUUAACAGCUUGUGGAGAGUGAUUUCUGAGCUCAAACAGUGCCAGAGGGGGGAAAGGAUUAAGCUGCCUCUGCUUGCUUAUGCUGCCUUCAUUCCAGCUCUCAGGGCAGUUUUGGCUUUUAAAAAGCCAAGAGAAAAAAUAAUGCAGAACCCUGUUUACUGUGCAGUGUGAGCCACAGGAGCUCUUAACCUGGAUUAGUUAUGACUUUACUUGUUAAAUGAUCAUUAGACUGCCUUGCAAGGUAGAUCAUUCCCUAUCUUCUGUACAUCCUUGUUCUAGGAUAUGCUCUCAGUUCACACAGGGCUGGUGCCUACAAACUGUUCUCACAAAUUCUUUUGUGGCUAUUUUUAAUUGCCAGAGAAAAUAGAUAGUGGUCAAUGAGCUAUUACAGUUUCUGACAGAAACCCCCAUCUCUUAGAAAAGUUUGACAAUCACUGUAGCAAUUAUAAAGGGCAGGGGAAGAGAGAAUUGUAGGUAUUGUAUCCAGUGCUAGUCCUAUAUAGAGUAGGCCCAUUGACGUUGGGAUAGAACUGCAUGUGUUUAACAAUACUAAAGUAUCAGUGUAUAUGGAUACACUUAUUUCAGUGGCUCUGGUUGUAAAACAGUGUGUACCUUCUUAAUGCAAAUUUGCGAUUAAAAAUUAUGGCAAGUUUAGUAUUGUCUGUGUGAAUUUUCCAAUUGUAUUUCAGACUUUAAGAAAGAAAGGCCUUAAUGGUUGUGAGAGCCCUGAUGCUGACGAUUACUUUGAGCACAGUCCACUAUCGGAGGACAGAUUCAGCAAACUAAAUGAAGAUAGUGAUUUUAUUUUCAAGCGAGGCCCUGUAAGUACUUUUCUUAGCUCCUACUUUUUAUUUGUUGAUUCUUUUUAUUAACUUCAUUAUUUAGGCUCUGAACAAGAAGGAAAACAGAGGGUGCGACAGCCCGGACCCUGACACUUCAUAUGUGCUCACGCCACAUACAGAAGAAAAAUAUAAAAAAAUUAAUGAAGAGUUUGAUAAUAUGAUGCGGAAUCAUAAAAUCGCAGUGAGUACUGUGGUAUGGCUUGUGACUUUAUUAUAUGCAUGAGAACAUUUUGCAACAUCUCCUUAACUUUGAAAGCUACAUUAAAGAUGACAUUGUUGUACGAGCUUAUAAAGCAGAAAUGUUCAUGCAAGAUGCAUGAAUCUGAGACAGAAAUCUUGGGAUUUUUGUAUGAACUCUGAGAAAGGCACUUUGUAUGCUAUAUGUGAGUUAGAAGGCAGCAGGAAAAGCCUCUUACACAGUCCACUUCCUAAGAAGCACUGCUUUCAUUAAAUUUCUGGUCACAGAGAAACAAAAAUGCUUACAGUGUCUACUUUGUUAGCUGAAAUCAAACAAGGCCUAGUACAAACCUUUCAGGCCUAGAGAAAUCCAUUCUGUACAGGCUCCUGUACAGGCUCCUGUCUUUCUUCAGUCUUUUCUCAAUAAACUACAGUGGGACCUUGGCUCUCCAACAGCUUGGCUCCUGAAAAACCCGGAAGUGAGUGUUCCAGUUUGCGAAUGUUUUUCGGAAGCUGAAUGUCUGAUGCAGCUUCCGCGGCUUCCGAUUGAGUACAGGAAGUUCCUGCAGCCAAUCAGAUCCUGUGCCUUGGUUUUCGAAUGGUUCUGGGAGUCCAAUGGGCUCCCGGAAUGGAUUAAAUUCGACAACCAAGGUACCACAGUAGUUGUUUUCUGUUAUUUUGCCAUGCAUCAUCCUAGAUCUGUGAAAAAUAUGCUGCAGUAUUUUUAUAUUAAAAUAUUUUCAGAACUGGGUAUUCCUUGGUAUAGAACUCAGAUGCCUUUGAAGUAAAACCUGUAACUCUUAAGAAGUUAAGGCAGUCUGUAUAUUGUGAUCAGUUGUUUUUGUCCCUCACUAAGAAAAUCAUUGAGAGAGAGAGAGGAUUAUCAGCAUAUGCCAUUGAGUAAUUGGUCAGAUAAUUAUUGUCCUUAGUCUAUAAGGGAAGCCAUAUCUGAGUGUGAUUUUCUUUUGAGAAACCUUUGUAAGUCACUUUGAGAGUGUUUAAGACCAUAAAGCAGGAUAUAAGCAUUCUACAUAAAUGAAAAUAAACAUGAUUGCACAACUAUAAUUUCCCAAUUUUGUUGGCAGAAGCUAUGACAUUUUUUUUCAAAACCUUGUUAGUUUCUAUUGCUAAAUAUGUCCUAAUAUUCUUUCAUUUUGUUCAUUCCAAGACUAGCGUUCUGUACACACCAAAAGAAGGUUUUUAAAAAUAAAGUCCUGUGAUUUAUUACUCUCUUAAAUGAAUUGCUAAAGGAAUUUUUCAGUGUGCUAUUUAAGGCAAAAUUCUACCUUGUAGUGAUGAUGUGUUGCUCAUAUAACAAUAGAAAAUAACAUAGUCAUAUUAUGGUAAAUUAUUUACCAGUCAAACUAUAAGGAAGCUGUUUUUGUUGGUUCUUAUUUUAUAUAGCAUCAUCCAGAUAUAUGGCAUUUGAAAAGGAGAGGUCCCUGUCAUGACAGCCUUACAAUCUAGAAAUUGAUAUAAGGGCCAUAGCAAAAGGUAGUGGGGGUGGUAGUGAAUUGUGGAAGAAUAUGCAGUCAUUUCUGUUACAUGUUUUUAGGUAUAGUUGAAUAGAUUCUGGGGACUAGAGACCAAACAAUUCUCAGAUGGGUUUUUGAGGAAGGAUUUCAAAGAAACAGGAUUUAACAUAAGAUGUAAUGCUUACAUGUACUUCAUCAAAGUGCUUUUUUAAAAAAAUAAAUAAAUUGCAUUCCUUCAAAUCCAAUCUUAAGCUAAAUUGCAAAGAAUUAUGCAUUAAUUUAUUCAUUUUUUUACUUGAAAUAGUUUUACAAACGAAUACAAAUAUAAUAGCACAACUCUCCAGCUUUUUUAGAACUUUCAGCAUAGUUCUAUAGUAAUACAUAAUGUGAAGAAUCAGGUUUGCCUUGGAACUUUUAAAGUUGAAAUAGUAUGCUGUAUUUUCCAGUAACAUCCUUUCCUCCCUCUCUCAUUGCAUGCUUAAGUGCUCUCAAAUACUGUUUCUGAUUGCAAAGGGAUAAUUUUCAUUUUCUGCAAUAAUCAAAACGCUUCUUAAAAGUUUGCUAGAAAGUUACGGGCAGAUGCCCAGAACAUCUUUCAUUUUCUACAUAUGAUAUUUUGUAAAACAUAUCUCCAUGUGAUUAACUUGGAGUAAUUAUCUGUAGCUCUUGGUAAUUAUCGGUAUCUCUAACCAAUUUUGAGAGUGCUAAGUGUGGUUUGUAUGUAACAAAUUUGAAUAGUUUGCAUUACAUAAUUAAGAUGUGUGUGUUCUAUAUGUAUGUUUCAAAACUCCUUUUAGAAACCAAGAAGCUGUUUUCUAACAUUUUGAUUAAAACUUGAGGAAAGUGUAGCUCUUUAAAUCUCACAUGAUUUCCCCCCACUCUUUUCAGCCUGGGUUACCUCCGCAGAACUUCUCAAUGUCGGUCACUGUUCCUGUGUCCAGCCCCAAUACUUUAACCUACAGUAAUCCUGGGAGUUCCCUUGUAUCCCCAGCACUGGCAGCAAGUUCUACCUUGACAGACUCUACCAUGCUGACCCCUCCUCAAGCCUCAUUGCAUCGAAAUGUGUCACCAGGAGGUCCUCAGAGACCACCAAGUACAGGCAGUGCAAGUAAGCAUUCCUCCCUCACCCCAAGUUUCAACAAGCUGUCACUCUUUACUUUUGUACAUUGCAUUAUCUGAGUGAAAUAAAUAUUCUUCCUCUGUAUCCCCCAAUUAGGUGGUAUGCUGUCCACAACAGAUCUGUCAGUGCCAAACGGAGCUGGUUCAAGCCCAGUGGGUAAGUUUCAAAGUUUUGCAUUUUGAAUACUGCAAGAGGCUUAAUUGGCUUAGGAACGGAUGAAGAAAUCAAAGCAAAGACUGUUUCUUUCAGGACUGACUCUUCUGAGCUGUGGGAAAGGAUAUCUGCUACUUUUUCUGUCCAGCAUUUGCUUUUGCUUGUUAUAUGUAAUAUGUUCUUGGAUAUGUCCUUUUUGGUGUAAGUGCUUAGAAAAUGUGGUUACGCUAAAUUUUGGCAUCCAAAGUCAUAAUGAGACUUGAAUCUUCCUAGUAGUUUCUUCUAUUUUGAACUAAGUGCACUGUUGAAGGGAAUUAACUACAAGGAUAAUAGAGCCGAUGGGCAUGUUUUUAUUUCUCUCUGCUUCUCGAAUAACUCUGAGCUUUUUGCUUUUGCCAGUUGGCAGUUUGCAUAACUUUCUGUAAAUCGUACUGAAAAAGAGCAGUCUCCAAAUGGGUGGGGGUGGCAUCAAUCUGUAGGCCUGCAUGUCAGCUUGACUUUCGAAGGGGAGCUCCAGAUAUUUUCCUUGCACUUGUUGACAAACUGGAGAGUGGUGCUGCUUGCUUCAAUCAGUGUAGAGGCAUCUGUGUUCCAGUUCUCAAAUUACCGGAAGAUGGCAUGAACACCUGCUGUCAAUAUUACGUGCCCACUCACAACAUCAUUUGAUGGUGAAGGAUCAGUUAGCUCAGGUCAGAGAGCAUAGAAUCAUUCCUGAGAAAUCAAUUGAUUUUCCUAUUAGAGCCCAGUUUUCCAGUAUCACUGUUAUAAGUUAAAACAAAAAUGUCUGGAAGUCCUUUGAUAACAAAGACUAUAUGUCUGUGAAUUUAAGGUUGCAGAUGGCAUGCUGGCUGUGAGAACCUUAGCCCUUCCUGCUUUUGCUCUGGCAUUCUGCAGAACUGUUAAUUCUAGUAAAAGCUUAGACAUGAAAAUGGAUAUAAAUUAGGCUGCAGUUCAAUUACUUUUUAUGCAGCAUUUAUGAAUGACAGAAUUUUAGAAAAUGUAUUUAUUAAAGGUUUUUAAACAAAAAAAAAAUCAAUGCAAUGUGAUUUAAAAGGUAAUAUACAAUUGCAAAAGAAAUUUUCCUGUUACAAUACAAUUAUCAUUAAGCAACCUAAUUCACAGGUAAAUUCACAUCCAGAUAUGGAGGGUUCUCCAUGUUGUCAUACGGUGUGGUGCAGACCGGUGAAGAUUAAUAGUUAAUUAAUGUAACUUUAAAAAGGGGGCCAAACUUCAUCAAACCAGUCAUGUUUCAUGAUGCCUUGUACCACUCUCAAAUGUUUGGAGAGGGCUAUGGACCAAACAACACUCAUCUACUGCUCUCUAGAGGGCCCAUUAAUUGACUUCCAACACUUACCAACUUUUUUUUAUAUCCACUGUCAAAAGAUGCACAACCAGUUCUUUGGUUGGUGUACAGAAAACUUGGAUGGUGUACAGUGCCAUUGAAGGAGUACCUUUAAGGAUGCAUCUUGGAUUCUGGCAUAUCCUUUGCAUAUCCUUUCCCAGUCCACAUCUUCAGUGCACAUCUAUAUCUCCUUCCCAUACCUCCUAGAGACCUGUUUUGUCACCCACUGAUUACUUAAUAAGCAGUAUAUAGUUUACUGAGGCAGACGGUCUCAGUUGCUGGCUCAACCUGAUGCAUAAACCUUCAAACAAUGUCCAGGACCAUAGCAUGCCACCCUUUCUCAUAAGUUCCCUCCUUUCCAAAGGGCCACACCUGCUUAAAUUGGAGCCACAAAACUGUAACACCUUGUAACUUUUCCCUCAAAAUGUUUUUGAUGAGGUGGCCCUUCACCACAACAUCUCUAAUUCUAUACAAAUGCUUAGACUUCCAUUCUUUAAAUUGAGUAUAUUUAUAUUUGUGCCUAAAUUCAGGGUGAUCCAGUGGGGGGAGUCAGGGGAGAGAAUGCUGGUGCCAAACAAUCACUCCAAGUCUUCCAAACUUCCAUAGUAGCCUUGAAAAAUGAAAUAUUAAGCAUGAACUACUAGCUACCAUUACAGCAACUCUGUAAUGCAGAUGAAAGUGGCUCCUUUUGGAUGCAAUUUUGUAAGCAAGGAAUGCUUAACUCUCCACUCCCCUUCCUCUGUUUGACACAUGCUGAUCCUGGUUAGCUGAAGUGAUGCUUUCUUUUUCCAUUCAAACCAUGGUUUAAAAUCCUGGUUAGUAAACUGACAUUAAACCACACUUCCCUGUUUGGCAUGUAGAGGAUCAGCAUGUCAACGAAGAGAGAAGAGGACUGGGGCGUGUGCAGGACAGAUGCUUCCACAGUGCUUCCUAAACUAUUGCUUAGCAAGCUGAGUGUGUUACAUCCAAACUAGGGCAGUAAAUCUAGCAGCAUUUUAAGCCCAUCAGAAGUGAAACUCUGCCACUUCCUGGAUCUGCCCCCCCCCCCCGCCAACUUGGUAAUAAAUUUAAAUAUGUCACUGUAGCUUUUAGCUAGGGCAUUCAAGUUUCACUGUAUUACUGAAUGGUCAGCGUCCAGUAUUUUGUCAGGAUGCUGUGACUUGUCAGUUACUCCAGUGACACACUGUGGCAGGUGGGAAUUAACCUCCGCCAUCCUGAAAAUACAAACUGAAGUCUAGCAGAUGCAUUCUGAAAAAGGACCCACUUAAACUGGAAUACGAAUUAAUAACAAACCACAGGCAUUUGUUACAUUACUUUAUUUAUCUAAAUAUGUUUAGGUCACCUUUUAGGACAAAGCUGUCGCAUGGCAACAUAACCAAAACCACAUGUAUGUAUAUAAUAAUCCAAAAAAGUAGUAAACAUUUCAACAAUAACAGUCAGCAUUAAACCAUUUAAAACAGCUGAAAUGUUUCAUUUUUCCAUCCAGCAUUGUCAGGGAGUAAAUGGGUCUUUAAAAGCAUGUAUUGAUGGUACCAUAUUCCCAUUUGUUGGAAUAGAAUUCCACAAAUGUGGGCCCACCAUGAGAAGCGCCUGUCUCUUGUGCACACUAACUGAAUUGAUAUAAAUGGCAGACCUAUUAUAGACUCUCUGAAGCUGAUCUUAGAGCAUGGGCAAGUUCAUACAGGUGAAGGCAGGUCCUCUUAAGGUAAUGUGACCCCAAAUCAGUGACAACUUUAAAGAUCAUUACUAAAUUGGCCUAGAAAUCCAUGGGCAACCAGUGCAAAGGGUUGCCCAACUCUGCCACCAACAUAUAGAUGGGCACAUGUUUGUUUAGUUUAUUUACUGGCGUGCUAUUAUCUUAUAAGGUUGCUAAUAAGUAGUCCUCUGGGCAACUCCACAGCAUAAAAUGACAACAUGGAAUUGAAAAUCCAAUAUCAUGAAAGUAGCUUACACCAGUUGAACAUUCUACAUAGUCUUCAAAGGCAGACAUGUAUUCAAGUCUGGAUGUCAUUAGUGCAUGUGUAGCAUAGUUUAGGUAAACCCUUUCUGGGUAAAAUCACAUAUGCCGCAUCAUCCUGAACACAUGCAGUGGUACCUUGGGUUACAUACACUUCAGGUUACAGACUCCGCUAACCCAGAAAUAGUGCUUCAGGUUAAGAACUUUGCUUCAGGAUGAGAACAGAAAUUGUGCUCCGGCGGCACGGUAGCAGCAGGAGGCCCCGUUAGCUAAAGUGGUGCUUCAGAUUAAGAACAGUUUCAGGUUCAGAACGGACCUCCGGAACGAAUUAAGUACUUAACCCGAGGUACCACUGUACUGUAAAAGGCACCCUAGCCACCACUGGAUUUCCACAGACAACACAAAGUGCAGGAGAACCCCCAAACUCUGAGGAAGUUACAUCAGGAGAGGGAUGUAACCCCACCCUAGUCUGGUUCCAAACGUCCAUACACUUACACUUUGGUUGGUUUCCACAGUCUUUCUGUGUUGCCUUGAUUAAAUUUUAGUUUGAAUGGUUUCAUUCAUUCCAAAACUGAAUCCAGACACCAGUUCAAGGGUUUCACAGCCUCCCUGGGAUGAGUAUGUCAAAACAAGAGCUAGAGCUAUGUGUUAUCUUCAUACUAAUGAAAAUUGCACCCUAAAUCUCCAGAUAACUUCUUUUAGCAAGUGGUAAUAUUUCAAACUAGAUCUUAAUUCUUCUUUUGCAAUUCCCUAUUUUCUCUAUUCUCCUUGAUGCUCUUUAGAUGUUUCAGUGGCAACAUUGGAGCUGCUCUUCCAAGGAUUCAUCCUGCUACUCUGCUGUAAUAUUUGACCAAUGAUGAUUCCAGUCAUUGACCAAUGAUGAUUCCAAUCACAUAGGUCCUUAUCACACAUUUGUCACCAAAGCAGAAUUCAGGGGUUGAUAGUUGAGUGGUGAAGUUGAGUGCAGUUUUCCAUUACAAAGGGUCUUCUUACAUAGGAACAAUAUUGGAACAUAGGAAGCUGCCUUAUACUGAGUUAGACCAUUGGCCCCUCUAGGUGACUGGCAGCAGCUAUCCAGGAUUUUAGGAAGGGUUCUGUUCCAGGUCUACCUGGAGGUGCUGGGGAUUAAUCCUGGGACCUUUUGUGUGCAUAUGAGGUGCUCUAUUACGGAACUUUGCCUCUUUCUUCUAAACUCUUAAACAUUACUGUGUGAAUUAAACAGCAGAAAAAUGGUUUAACACCACUCCUGUAACAUCUACAGAAUACUGUAGUAUAGUCAGUUAAAGAUCUGAGUGUGAUGGGCACCUCCCUUAGAAGUAUUGAAAUGUUAAUCUCCUGUGGAAAACAGUCAUUCUUAGGUUGACUCAAGGCUGAACAAAUACUAAUAUCUGUAAUUAAGGCUGAAAAAACCAGUCAUGCAUCAAAUUGUAUCUCUCUUCUCCUCCACCCAGAGGGUACAGUUUUGUGGAUGCUUAAAGCAAGAAGAGAGACAGUUAAGAUUGUAUUGAAGCCAGAAGUUAAAAUCUUCAUGUUUCAAAGAACUGUUCAUUUAGCUCUUGUUUUAAUUUAUGAAUUCAUAUUGUCCCAACAAUUAAGGAGCUUUGAGUUUUUACACUGAGCCAUAUCCCUUAUCAGAUGUUUGGUGCUUAUAUCCAAAGUUAAAUUGUCUGAAGGGAAUGUGUUCUAACAAUUGGCUUUCUAUAAUUUAUGCUAGAAAUUAAUGUGAUAAUGAACUCCCUCCGAGGCACUGAGACAAAACCAGGGUUUUAGUCUGCCUGGGAGACUGUUAAGGGGCACCUGCUCUGUGUGACAGAUCAGGGCACCUGAUGCAGUCUUGCUUUACAAAACUCAAAUGUUGCAUAUUUGGGUGGGGGCAGGGGCAGGGGCACAUUGCCAAGCACAGGCACUCUUGGCCCCAGGGCAGUAUCAGUUUAGAUCUAACCUUGGUCUUCGGUUCCCAAUUAGCUAAUUACUGAGGAUGGCCUAUUUUCCAAAAGCCAAGCUGCGGAUCCCCUACUUUUGAAAAAAUUGAUAAAUCUAUUGUAGUUACGUCUGCAAGGCAAUUUUUUGAACAAAAUGUGGUGUAGCCUCUAGUAAGCAGAGGAUUUUAGGUAUACUAAAAAAACAGACUGGGGUUGAGGAAUAUAUGGUUUUCAACAUCAUGAUAUAUCAGCAGCUAAACAUUGUGAUAUUAUGACAUAUCACAGUGUCUGAAAUUUGGAGAUCGGGUGGAUGGGGUGCAUGCAGAUCAGAUGUGAGGAUGGGGGGAAGAAGUAGCCACGAAGAUCAGAUGGGGGGGGGGAGGGAAGCGGAGUCACCUCUACUGCAUGCUUUGAGUGGGAGGGGAUGGUUGGGGGGGCGCAUGAAGCCGCCAUCAGUGGGGCAGCCAGCGAAAGACCCACGUCCACUGUGGCUGCUGUUGCUUUUCUGUUGACUGAGAAAAGCUGCUCUGCCUCAGUGCCAGAGGAAGGUAGUGCCACGGUGCCUUGAAGGGCAAUCAGCUGCCCUGUUUUCCAUCAGUGUGAGAAGGAGGUAGUGCCUCACAAUUGGCUGCCCUGUUUUCCCUCAGCGUGAAGGAAGGCAUCUCAGAUAAUAUUGGCUGAGAUCAUUGUGCAAUACUGGCAGUGCCUUGAAAUCGGCUGCCCUGUUCUCCCUCAUGCGAGGAGUAAUAUAUUGCUGCGUAUUGCCAGGUAAAAAUCGUUAUCGUGGUGUGAUUUCAAGACAGAUUUUGGCCAAUAUAUCGAAAAAUCGCACAGUGCUAAAACAGACCAUAACAUUUGAGAUAUUACUAUGCAAAAAUGACAAAAAGAUUAGCUGGGAGGGAGAGGCAAGGGCCCCCUGCAUGUGUUCUGUGGACCUCCAGGGGUCCCUGGACCCCUAAUUGGGAACCACUGCUCUAGAUGUUACUGAACUACAAAACUCAUCAUACUUGGUUAUGCUGUUUGGGGCUGAUAGGAGCUGUGGUUCAGUAACAUCUAGAGGACCAUGUGUUAGCCAUCCUAAGUUUAAACCCUCCACAUAUAAAUAGUUAUAAACAGUGGGGGGAAACCAAGCCAAUUCUUCUCAAAUGUCGAAACUAAUCUUCCAUUUUUAAUUCCAUUUGGAGUUAAAUGGCAAGGAAAUGCUAAAAGUAGUCCAGCAAAAUUGUACCCACCCCUGCUGCAUUCACACCUGCUGAGGGUAACACUUCAUGCAGCUGAUGAAUUGCGUGAUAGUUCCCCAAAACUUGUGCCAUAAUAUUUGCCUACUCUAAAUGAGUAGAUAUUGCAUAUUCAGUUGUGUAUGCAACUGAAUAUAUGCAACUUUGAAUAUAAGGUUUGUUGAUUUAGGUGUUGUUUUAAUAAAAAUCAAUGCAUCAGGGAGAAGGCCAUCUGAACUUCUUGGGGGAGGGCAUUCCAAAGCACUGGGCCAAAACCAAAAGUCUCCUCAAGAAGCAAAGCAAUCUCCAAAAGAGUUGUAAUUUGAAUUAAAGCCUUGCAGAUCUCAGUUGCUGAGAGAGUAGGCUUAUGUAGAAGGAGGCAUUUGCUGAGAUAAUCGGGACCUAGGCUGUAUUGCGUUAAAAGCACUUUGAAGUGGCCUCCGAUGAAUUGGCAGCCAGUGAAAGCCUUUUCCCAUGGUUGAUUGCUUAGUAUCACCAGAUGUUAUAGAAAAAUUAUAAUUUAUUGAGAGGGUGAGGUGGGGUGGGAGGUAGAUAGACAGCUGCCACAUUUGAAAGGCAAAUGUGUCCUAAUUUGAUAGAGAAGUAGCUCAGCGUUUCACAUGGUUGGUAUGUAAAUAAUAUUGGUGUUGCAGUAAAAUAAAGUUAACACACAGGAAGGUUAGACUAGAAAAGGAAUCAAGCUGUUAAAAUGCUCUGAGAAUACCUUCCUGGAGGAACACUGGCUAGUGGGCCUCACUAUCUUUAUUAAAUAUCAAAGCUAUAUGAUAAUGACACGUAGACCUUAAUGGCUGGAUUGAUUAACUGCCCCCCCCUUUGAAUGGAAGAACGUGUAUAGCUGUCUAGUAGAGCAGGCAGAUACUAGCUUGAUUGCAUCCAGAUUGGGUUUCUGUGGAAGCUUUUCAUCAAUAAGUAAUCCUAGGUAUUUAAAUCGAUGUGCUUGCUCGAGGGUGUGACCAUCUAAUGUCCACUUAGGCUUGGUAACCCUCUUACCGAAUACAGCAACCUUAGUUUUGGCAUAACUUUUAGGUGUUCUUUUUUGCACAGUUGGCCAAAUUUGGCCAGCAUCCUUCCGAGUCCAAUUUUGUUCAAAGAGAGCAGGACUAGGUCAUCAGUGUAAAGCAGAAUGGACACUUUGCGAUUUCCAUGAGAGGGAGAGAAGGAGGAAGGGGAUGCCAUCUCAGGGAUGAGAUUGAUGAUAAAUACGAAAGGUACCAAUACGCAACCCUGCUUGACCUCUUUUAAUCAGAUAAUGAGUUUGUGAAGGGAUGCAUUAAGCUUUAGAAAUUGGUUCUUGAAAAGUAUAGAACCAAAGAUGGCAUUACAAAGCAUAAAAAGCAAAUAACCAAAAUAUUAGCCUUAAGAAUAAAAACAAAAAAACCAGUAACCAAAAUUUUAACAUAAGACUCAAAACAAUUGUAGCUGAUGUCUUUUUACCAGGUUCUAUAUCUAAUCCCUAAAACCCAAGAGUGUGAGGCUAUGCUUGUGUCUGUCUUCUAAAGUUGACAGACUUUGAUCUUACAGGAUUUACUUGGGUUUUUUUUUUACUAGGGUCCUGAGAAACAUCAACCAGAGCUUGGUACAAAAGACAUACACCCAGCAUUAAAGAAUUCUGAGACUAAGAAUUUGUUUUGCGUGCACAGUCCCUGCACACAAAUAUCUUCUCUGGGAUUUUUUAAUUUCAGCAUUGUGAUUUAGAGUGGAGAUGGGGUCAUUUUGUUGCUGCUGUUCGGAAGGUUGUGUCUGCUUUGCUCCUCCCCAGUCAUCUCACUGCUGCGCUGCACUGACCUAAGCCAUUAUUUGGCUUAGCAUAUUUUCCGAACCUGGGCUUGCCAUUUAGCUCUCUUCAGACUGACCAUGGUCUGUAACCAAGGGUUGUUCCUGGUUUGCUGUUUGUGGCUUGUUCCGAGAGAACUAAGCCACAAGGCUGGGUUCAGAUGACUCACCAAGUCAAGGAAUGGCUUAUCUCAGCAUGGAACAGCCCCAAACAUUAUGCAAGGAAAAUAUAACUCUGUGUGAAGUAUGAACCUGGCCUGUAUUGUCUUAAGUAUAAACAACCUCAGGGGCAGAGUACAGUGGUACUCUGGUUAUGAACUUAAUUCGUUCCGGAGGUCCGUACUUAACCUGAGGUACCAUUUUAGCUUAUGGGGCCUCCUGCUUACCACGCAAUUUCUGUUCUCAUCCUGAGGUAAAGUUCUUAACCUGAGGUACUACUUCCGGGUUAGCGGAGUCUGUUUGUAACCCAAGGUACCAUUGUAUAAGUUAAUUAAAUAAUAAAAAGCCUGAAGUAUGGGGAACAUCACAAAUUUAAACGCUCUUUCUUUUCUGUACUCUCACAAUGUGUCCAAGCUUUGAUUUUCUAAACCACAUACAUGCUUCAAGGUUUUCUAUUGUCAUAUGUAAAAAAGAAAAAUGAAUUGUGGAUGUUAACAUCACUUUCAGAUGAACACUGAAGGCAGGCAGUACUUUCCAGGCAUCUGUCUUUAUUGUGUAAUUUGUAUUGUGGUGCAGUUUGUAUUGUGGAACAUAGAGCACAAUGAUAGAAUUAAAGAAUGUUGGACUAGAGGGCAUACAGCUAGGAAUACCAUAUUAAAAAUGUGAAGGUGAUAGAAUAGUUGGCAUUCUUACUGGUUUUUGGUUUUACAUUACCACACAAAACAGCAUUUUCCCCUCAGAUAAUCAUAUUGGUAGUAAUUAUUAUUCUUUGGUUUAACCUGAUUAACAUUUCCUUUAAGAAAGAAAAAGGGGGAAAGUCAUCAAGUCUUUCAUUCACGCCACGCAAUCCAUUAGAUCUGCUAUAUCUAUGAAAGUACUUUUAAUAACUUGCAGAAAUUGCUUCUUAAAAAAAUGUGUCUUGCAGUGGAUGAAUUUUUUUUUAUUCAAAACAACAGUUCAUCUUCUCAAAUACUUUCCCAGGGGUAACCAGUACAGUCUCUUUUUCUCUUUUUCACAUGUUUUUAAAAGGUGCAAAUUACUGUCUCUAAUGUGUGCACACACAUGCAUUGUGCCGAGAAGAGGAAGCUGGCAUACAAAGGGUUACCCUGGCUACAUUUGGGAAAGCUGCCUGACUAUUACAUCAUCUUGUAAUCAUUAUCUGCCUCUGGCUCCUGACCUUAUGCUAAAAAAUCCUGCGCUUUUAACUGCCCUUUCACUUGGGUUUAUAAUUUGAUAUUCUUGGGUUACCAAGGUUUGCAUUGAGUAAGGCAGUUUCUAAGAUUUUGAAGAACAAAUAUAUUUCUGGAUGUUGUGGGAGAAGUAAUCUUCCUGACUUAAGCAUAGACAGUGUCAUACACAAUAAUCUCUCCCUCUCUCUCCAGAGAGAGAGAGAGAGAGAGAGAGAGAGAGAAAGAAAACGCUUCUUAGGUUGAGAGUAUUGCUUAUCUCUUGCACACAAUCUUCUCCUUCCUAUUUUGAUGCCUUAUCUAGAAAAUGGCUCUGUUUUCUGGCAGGCAGAGUGCUUCACAUCAGUCUGCCUGUCUGAGUGAGGCUCGGCACUGUUGAGAGAGGCUUAUGUCUGACAGUGCCAUUAAAGGAUAUGAAAUGUUCUCUGAAAGACUGACAGUCCCUUGUAAGAAGGGCUGCAGGAAAUGACUGUAUUGGGUGUGGAAGGAAAAGCAGAACUGCCUGCUUGCUUGAAGAGAGUAAUAGGAAUAGUUGGUUUUUUUAAAAAGUACCCCACACUGAUGUAAUUCCCAUUUAAGAUAAACAGAAUUUUCAAGAAAGUAUUCAUGAGUUUAUUUGCUUUGAAGAAACCCCAUUGCAAUUAAGGGGGAUUACCUGAGGUAAAUAUGCUUCGUGCAUGGACUUUUAGACUUGUGUUAAAAAACUUUUGAAUAAUAUACAAGCUUCAAGCAGCUGUCUUGUAUGGCUGUGAAUUCAGUUUCUAAUAGACCUCAGCAAAGCAAGUAGACUGUGGUGUUAUAAGAAAAUGCUCAAGCACAAUUAACAUUGUCGGUAGCUUAGUGGGUAAAUGCGGGCUGUAAUAUUAGUGAUCUUGAGUGCUAUGAUACAUUAGCCUUUAUCUUGAAGGAGUUGACUGAUGAGAGUAAACAUGUGAUGCGUUCUGCUUCUUAAAGUGCCAGGCAGGCUUUCUUAAGCAGAUGUUAGAGACUUCUUCCGUAUGUUGCUUUCCAAAUAAGGGAGAAGUGGUCAAGUCCAACACACAUGUGCACUUGGAUCCCCAAAGGGUAUGGUAGGCAGCCCAUUUUGCUUGGGCCCUGUGUUUAGCUGAUAUCCUUUCUCUGGAUCCCCUGAGAGGAGGCUUUGUGGCCCUGAUUCCUCCUUCAUACUACCAUUCAAGUACAGUGGUACCUCGGGUUACAGACGCUUCAGGUUACAGGCGCUUCAGGUUACAGACUCCGCUAACCCAGAAAUAGUAUCUCGGAUUAAGAACUUUGCUUCAGGAUGAGAACAGAAAUCAUGUUCCCGCGGUGGCGCGGUGGCAGCAGGAGGCCUCAUUUGCUAAAGUGGUACCUCAGGUUAAGAACAGUUUCAGGUUAAGAACGGACCUCCAGAACGAAUUAAGUUCUUAACCCGAGGUACCACUUUAUGAAUAAGUUUGUUUGCUUUAGCUACUAUUUUGUUCCAUAGUGCAACUAUUCUUUUUACUUUUUCAUGGCAGCGUGCUGAUAAAUCUAGGCAUAACUCUGAUGUCAAGAGGCAUCACAGCAUGGGUGUAGCCAGGAUUUAUGUUAGGGGGCGGACUUCAUUGGGGGGGUGAACCUCAGUUUUUUAAUUGAUUUACAUGAUUUAGAGGGACAGCCCCCCCCCCCCGGCUACACCUAUGCAUCACAGUACAUGCAGAACCAAUUUUGGUGCUGCAGCCUUCCCUGUGAUACCAUGGUGACUCACCUUGAAGCAUUCUGUUUGGGGAAGAGUCAUUGCUGGUGGUAGCAGAUGUCCUGCAUGCAGAAGGUUCUGAGUUCAGGCCACAGUCUGAGCAAGUGGUGAUGGGAUAACUGGAUGAGUGGUCCAUCCUGUUUUUGCCUAAAGCCAACUUCAUUGGCUGAUACUGUUCUGGUGAAUGGGUGCUGAGUGAAUUGCAGUUGGUCACUCUUUAAGGCAGGGUACCCAAUGUGCCCACCAGAUGAUCUUCAGCUCUCUGCUAAUAGGGGGCUGAUGAGAAUUGGAGUCCAGCAUCAUUCUAAGGGCAUCAGGUUGGCUCCUCUUUUUAGUUUUUCCCCUUUGCUUUUCCAGGUUUCCUCCAGCAAUUAUUUUUUUUCUAGACUAGUAAGAUGCAGAUGGAGCUGGUUAGAUGCUUAGUGUCAACUUCUUAGAAAUCAAUUGGACAUGUUCUGUAAAUGCCGCCUAUCGGUUGACUUGUUUGUGUCAACCAGCCUUCUCUGGCUCUUCAUUUUGGGCUUUGGUCCCACAAGCUGUUCUUGUGUGUAUGUAUGUGGCCAGAGACAAAUGCUUGACCAGAUUCCCAUCUUUUUCAGCCUGGUUACAAUUACUGCAUGUUCUUCCACAUGCGAGAAUAUUUACGGUUUGUGCAAUACUGUUGCUAAGCUACAGCCAUAGUGCAAUUGUUCAGACAUUAAAAAUGUGUGCUUCUGAAGGACACUUGUACAUUGCAUUCAGAAAAGAUACAAUGGGAGCCUCACAGCCUCAAUUUUCAAAUGCACACAGUUGCAAAAUUUGAAACUGGAAUUAUAACAAAACAGCAACUUAGUACCUAAGACUAAUGCCAUGCUGAAGCCUUCUCUUCAGUUCUGGGAAAUCUGCCCUCUCCACCUCCACAAAAAAGAGAGAGAAGGAGGCAGUUGAUUUACGGUCCCUUUCACGGUGUAGGAAAGAAUUAUUACUUCAAAAUUGUUCUGGAGAGCACAGCUUUGCCGCUUCCCUUAAGUUACAAGGUGGCCAAAGGGUGAGAGAUGUUCUCACGUUGACUUAAACCGCCCUCAGUGCACUCCAUAGCUUCUCCAGUGUUCCAGAGAGUGAGACCUCAGGUUACAGACGCUUCAGGUUACAGAUUCCGCUAAGCCAGAAAUAGUACCUCAGGUUAAGAACUUUGCUUCAGGAUGAGAACAGAAAUCAUGCUCCGGCGGCGUGGCGGCAAUGGGAGGCCCCAUUAGCUAAAGUUGUUCCUCAGGUUAAGGACAGUUUCAGGUUAAGAACGGACCUCCAGAACGAAUUAAGUUCUUAACCCAAGGUACCACUGUAUAGCUAUAGAUAUAGAUUGCAAUGGCGUUUAGCCACAAUGCAGGUUUGACCUGAUUCUUUCUUUGUUUCUUUUUUAAAGAAUUGCCUGGCUCCCAGGCUCUCCCAUGAGCAUUGUCUAUCUCACUUUCUGGAAUGGCAGGGAAGCUGUAGAGUGCUGCAGAAUAGCACGAAGAGGCUACAGUAUUUAUUAAAGAACAAAUACACCCCUAUCCCUCAGCUACUUCAUAACUUUAACAUUUGAGGUUGUUGGCCUGACGUAUCUUCCCUGCCCUUUUCACUUUUCACUCUUCCCGCAACAAAAACCUGACAACCAGAAUGGGCCUGAUUAUUAGAAGGAUUUUAUGACACUUAGUUCCAGGCAAAAAGGGGAUUAAAAAGGACUAAGAUUUAACAGAAUCUGCUAAGAUUUAAUAGAAAAAUAAUGGGAGGAAGACUUGGAGGACAGACCAACCGGAAUGGAAUGGCCUGACAACAUUCAACAUCAAGCACCGCAGGCAUAUCUACAUAUUUAGGUGGCAUGCUGUCCUCUUACCAUGGGUGAUGUUUUAGAUAGGUGCACAGAAGUGUGAAACAUUAUUCUGUCCUAUGGUUUUCAAACACUUUCCCAGGAUUCCUCAGAUGCUUACUGGGAUUUCUUAAUAAGACCACUUAAUAACAAAUAAGCUUCCCGGAAAGACAGCUUGGCCCCACUGCUGAGUUUAUUCUAGGGCCCCCUCUUGGAUCAUGCAUGGUGACACUGAGAACCAGCAAUACUGGUUGGUAUGAACCUUAGAAUGUGCUUUGGACUCUGGGUGUUCCUUGGCAGAUGAAUUUGAUUUGAAAGGUAGGAAGUUAGAAUGGUGGUUUUCUUACUACCAUACUUCCUUAACUUAUUCUUAGCUCAUUUGCUCAGGAGGCUUAAGGACAUGGAGUGAAGAGCCCAUUUUAUGUUGGUUUUUGCAUGCCUCUAAAUUGAAUAUGAAAUUUAUUACUUGCUGUAAUAAAAUAGGUCACAGGGGUAUACUCUGAUCCAAUUAAUACUAUAACCUACUUGCUUGCAACAUUUCGUAGUCUAUUAACAAAAAAUUCCACACAUGGUUGGGGUAAGAAAUGCUGCUGGUGUGAUAUUUUUGAGAGAAUGUUGAGAAAUAGCACCUUAGGAUAAAUGUAGUUGUUGGAAUAUAAUAGGUUUUUUAAUGUCUAUUGUUCUAUAAGCACCAAGAAUUCUUUGCAGCAACUGCUAUAUUCCAGGCUCUCCUGUUCAAUUUCCAUUUAUUUCAGUAAGUUUUUCAGAAUUCUUUUCCAUUCUAAACAAAAUGAGAGGCGUUUUGUGGGGCAUUUUGUGUGUGUUUGUGAGACCCACAUCGUAUCCCAUUACAACUUGACAGGUUGCUGUUGGGAGAUGGACAACUGUAACCUCAACAAAAUGUUGCAGUGUGGAAUGUUUCUUUUCAGUAUGUCAGCCAUAGUGCAAAAAAAGUUGCUUCUGGAUUUUGUGGUCCUAUGUGCAAAUGAAGUUGAACUAGCCAAAACAUGAGUGUUUUCUGUGAACAUGCUGGCUAUGGUCCUGCUCCCAGUUAUGUGAAAUAAUUACUUAUCAUUAAGAUAAAUGGGAUUAACUGUGUGCUGGUUUUCUAGAGGGGCAGUUGUGUUAGUCUGUUGCAGCAAAGAGUCUUGAUGCAACUUAAAGCCUGACAAAUGUAUUGCAGCAUAAGCUUAUGCCAAAAUAAAUGUAUUACAGUGGAACCUUGGGUUGUGGAUGUAAUCCGUGAUGGAGGCACGUCUGCAAACUGCAGCGUUCGCAUCCUGAAGCGCUGCAUCUGCGCCGGCGCAAUUUGGCGCUUCUGCGCAAGCGCGAAGCGCAAUCUAGCACUUCUACGCAUGCGCGAGCGGCAAAACCCGGAAGUAACCCGUUCCGGUACUUCCGGGUUUCCUGCAGUCCGCAACCCGAAAAUACGUAACCUGAAGCAUCCGUAACAUGAGGCAUGACUGUAUUGUUUAUAAGGUGCCACAAGGCCUUCUGUAUAUUGGAUUGGAUCCACAGUGAGUUUUUUAAAUUUAAAAACAAACAAUUAAAAAAAUAUAUCUGUCAACACACUUCUCAGGUCUUUUAACGGCUUUCCCCACCCCCAAAGAAGUUCAUCAGAUGUCAUGUGAGCCAAGACCUGGUGUUCCUACUGUCAGCAGGAUCUAAUGCCUCCUUUGGUGGCAUGAGAGUGCGAAGGACCCUGUGUCAGACGAGAGUGCCAAAGCUACUGCAAACGCUAUGUUAAAGAACAGAUGGCAUUAGAACAUCUCUGUGACUGUUGCACCUUCUCAUCAGUCAAGCUGCUAUAUCAUACCUUAAAGUGGUGCCAUCUCCACACAUUUACUUUCAUUUCCCUCAGGGAAAGGUGUACAUUCCCCACCCGAUUUUCUAGCCUGUAGAAUGCAGCAUUUCUCAACCCAGGCCACCCAACUUUCCUGCAGAUCACUGCUCAUCAAACUUUCUUGCUUUAGGGGAUCCUUUCCUCAGUGACUUGUUUGUUGCAGAACUCCUGCAUGUUGUGAGUGAUUCUGGGAUGUGUCCAUGCAUCCUGCAUUGCCAGGCUGGCUAGGCCUCUCCGUUGCUAAGCAAGACCUGAAAGCUUAACCCAGAACAGUGGUAGCCAGUGUGCUGCCCUCCAGAUGGAUAGAAGUUGGAGUCAAACAAAAUCCAGACGGCUACUCUUUGCCCUAGAGCACAGGUUCCUAAACUGUGGUCUGCAAACUUCAUUCAUGGGGCUGUGGUGUGUCAAAUAGUCAUACAGAUUUUAAAUUUCAUUUUUAUUGCUUUUUAUUUUUUGAUUGACGCUUUUGAAUUAUGGUGUUGGAGAGACUCUUGAGAGUCCUAUGGACUGCAAGAAGAUCAAACCUCUCCAUUCUUAAGGAAAUCAGCCCUGAGUUGGAAAGACAGAUCCUGAAGCUGAGACUCCAAUACUUUGGCCACCUCAUGAGAAGAGAAGACUCCCUGGAAAAGACCCUGAUGUUGGGAAAGAUGGAGGGCACAAGGAGAAGGGGAUGACAGAGGACGAGAUGGUUGGACAGUGUUCUUGAAGCUACCAGCAUGAGUUUGACCAAACUGUGGGAGGCAGUGGAAGACAGGAGUGCCUGGCGUGCUCUGGUCCAUGGGGUCACGAAGAGUUGGACACGACUAAACAACAACAAUUUCUUAACAUUACAAUUUGAAUAAAAUUAAAAUUAAAAAGUUCUACAGCAUCUAGCACAGCGUGUUACAUUUGCUACAAAAAAAAUAAUAAAAAAUAAUAAAAUAAUAAUUGAGUGGUCUGCCAAGAGCCUCAGCAAUUUUAAUGUUGUCUGUGGAGAAGAAAGUUUGGGAUCCCCUUCUUUAGAGUGUAUAAACAUUCUCCCAAAGCUGUCACUUUAGAGGGCAAAUCAGGAAGCUGUAUUUCGGGGAUGUUUCUCCACCAGUUUUGAUCAUUUAUUGAGGUGCUCCCGACCAUUUCCCAAGGAUCUCCAGAUUGCCUUCUAACACUACUGCGCUUGCACAAGCUCAUGCAAAAGCAACCCCAGAGUCAUCUGCAACUGGACCUAAUGGUCAGGGGUACCUUUUCCUUGAUGCCCAUAUGUUCACUCUUAUAAUGUAUGAUCAUUUAUCUUUGUCUUAAGGUGGACUUCUUUUGCCUCUUCUCUUAUUACAGGAAAUGGUUUUGUGAAUUCACGAGCUUCACCAGGCCUGCUUAGCAGCACCGGGGGUGGGAAUGGCCUAAGCAAAGGGAUGCCUACAAAAUCUCCCCCUCCCCCUGGCGGGGGCAACCUUGGAAUGAACAGUCGCAAGCCAGACCUCCGGGUUGUCAUCCCUCCCUCUAGCAAAGGCAUGAUGCCUCCAUUGGUAAGUUUAGCUUUUUGACUUAUUCGUAGCUUGGAGAAAGACAAAAGAGACCUUGAUCAGGAAGCUAAGAACAAACAUUGGCUUGAGAAUGUGGUUUGGUGAGAAACAAACUUGCAAGCACUGGUUCAGAUGUUACAGAAAGCCAGGCGCUCCAUGGUUUGUUUUCCUGCUCAACUAAGGGAGGAGCGAACACAGGCACUGUCAACAGAGCAUGCCCAUCUGUAAGGGCAAACAGAUGGUACUGUAAACAUGAUUCAUAUUCCUGCACUGGAGGGCAUGUACAUGUGAACAGUGGGCUUUUUUUGGAAGCAGUUUUCAAGGGCACAAGGGCUUGCUUUUCUCCAAGCAAAGUACAUUGAGGCUUCUCUAAAGUAACUGUGAAUUGGUCGAAUUUGGGUGUGGACGCUUUGCUUUUGACCAUUUUAAAUGUGCUUUUCCCAUCAACUGUGUGUUGACAAUAGGAGUCAGUAGACAGGCUGUAAGUUUACUAUACUAAGAAGAAGAAGAGUCCUACUGGGUUAGAGCUUUCUCUCUAGCCUAGCACCCAGUUCCCCCACAACUAGAUGCUUCUGGGAAGCUGGCAUAGUAUCACGUAAUGCUUCUUUGCCUACUGAAUCACAUCAUAACUUUGGAAUAUUAGUGAGGCUAAAAAUAGCACCAACACAACUCUUUCAUUCUUGAAUACUGUCCUAUUCUCAGUAACCUUAUUAUUCCUCUUAUUUGCUGAGUACAGUCGGAGGAGGAUGAAUUGGAGUUGGUGAGUCUGGGUUCCUAUUUGGUAUGAGACAUCAAGAUCCGGAGAGCUUUCAUGUUAACUGUCUGUUGUAGCUUAGACCAACAUUCCCUUUGCUGCAGAGAGAAGCCGGUUGUGAUUGGUUUAUUUCAAGUUUCUACAUUGACCAACAGAAUAUGGAAAACUAAUAAAUAUUUGCCAAAAACGUUAAUAUUUUUACCAGUGGUGUUGCAAAGGGGAACGUUGGAACAGAGCCUCUAACAGCAACUGUCCACUGUGCACAUUGAGGAGCCUUGAAAUUUUCUUCUAAGGCACCUUAUAUUCCAUGUCAAACUCUGCAGUGAUUUACUUCACUCAUGAAGUUCUGCAAAUUGUAAUACAGUUCCUGUGUUGCUGCUGCUGCUGCUUUGCUUCUUGGAGAUUACAUCAUUCCUGGUGAGGUCACCAUUUUAGAGAUCAAGUUAAUUUCAUGCUCUACAAGAGAAGCAAACCACAAGGGGGUUCCCUGUUUACCAAAAGAAACAUACAAUUGCAAGCUAUUUUCCAAUCUAGUGGGGAGGGGAAAUGUUUUAGCCUUUUAAAAAGGUUUUUCACAAAGUAUUUUUUAUGAUUUGGUCUCUGGCACAUAUAAAGCUCUUUCUUUGUUGACUGGAACCUGGCUGUCUUUGCUGUUCUAGUGCAAUCAUUUUGGAAAGAACUGAUUUAUUACAAACCUGUGUGGAAUUAUUGUAGUGCUUUUUAUCAAUUAUUUUAACCCCAGACAUGUUGCUGAUAUGGGGCUCUUGUUGCAUGAAAGCAUGGGAUUGCUGUGUUUGUCUUGGCAAAUGCAUCGUGUUGGGUACUACGUGUGUGUUUUCAAACCAAAAUAUAAAGUUCUGUACAAGGUGUAAUGGAGCUUAUCAACAAACAACCUUUUGCUGCUCUGCAUCCAUAUGCUAAGUGCUAGUGAUUAUCAAAAGCCCUGUAAUUUGUUGCACCUGUGCUCAACUUCCAGAGGGAAAAACGUCUUUUCCCUAGGAAAAUGCUAAAGUAACAAGGGGCACUUAGCAGAAUUCUGCUAACGAAGUCACUAUCGUGUGCUAUUUUAAGUCAUGUUUGUAUUGCUUGUCUUGUGGGUCUUGCAGCAAAGUUCUGCUAGUUUCACAGCAAAGUUCUUUAGGACCUCAGUUGCAUAAUCUGUUGUGUAGUUCUGCUUCUUCAUAAGAAGCAGGGCAGAUAACUGUUCAGUUGCAAAAAAGAAAAAAACCCAACCUUUUGGUUUAGCGUGUUACAUUAAGGGCUUUCCAUAAUUCACUUAUUCUCCAAAAUACAGCAAAAUUGUAGCUUUUCAGACCACGCUCUUCACAGGGUGGUAUUUAUGCAAUGUGAAUAGUCUGAUAUUCUAUCUUGUGGUUAGUUUAAGCUUCACCAUUACUUUGAAACAGGAUGGCUGUCAGUGACAGAGGGGUUGAGUCUUAAGUCCCAGAUUUGUCUGUUCAUUGGAAUAGACCCAUGGAAUCUGUGCGAAUGAAGUUACCAUUUCACAUUACAAGCACCCAACUGGCAAAUGUCAUCCACAUAAAAUAAUAGUUGGAAGGGACCUGGAAGGCCAUCUAGUCAAUGUCCUGCUGCAGAUAUUUAUCCAUAAGGCACAAGGCAAAUAACUAUUUUGGCACCUUCCAUAUUCACAUUCUGUGAAGUAGAUGGUUUUAUAAACUGGGAGCUAAAGAUGUGCAGAGUUGGUCAACAUAAGGUUAGCCAGUGAUUCAUACUCAUGGCCCAGUGGUUCCUAUGAACAACUUGCGGAGGGUGUAGCUGUGUUAGUCUGUUGCAACAAGUCUUGUGUGUGCACUGUAAAAACACAACAAAUUUAUGAUGGCAUAAGCUUUUGAGGAUUAGAGUCCACUUCAACAGGCUGCUUGUUUCUCCUGCCUCUCAAGUAUGAGAUCCACAGCUUAGAUACUUUCCCCUGAACUGUUGUGAUGAAGCAUUACAUAAAUACGGAAGAUGUUCCUUGAAUUAAUUUGAAGCAUUUCUAGUACGAUGAUGAGCUUUACGCUAAAGCCUCCCAUUUCAAAUAAUGAAUGCAUAAAAUGCAGGCAAGGUAUCUACUGCUUUGCUUACAGGGUUCAAACUCAGUCUGCAGUCCUGGUCAUCUAGCUGAAGGCUGCUUUUACAUUUUAUAACAUUUGAGCGCAUACACAUGAGACUUGGUGUGUAUCUGCACCGCACCCCCAAACCACUCAAAGGAGAUGCAUGCUUAUUUUAAUUCCGUUUAAGCAUCCAGUGUUGCCUUUAUUGUGCUCUGUGUUUAUUUGUUACAUCCAUACAUUCUCCUUCCAUCAGAAUUGCACUAUUUGCGUUGGGUGUGUGUGUGACUGUGCUAAAUCUUGCAACCUGUCAAAAGUGCAACGCUGAAGUAGCUCUCAAUUUCAUUAGACAAGGGCAAAGAGUGGUUUCAAGUAUGCAAGCUAUAGAAGAGGGUUGCCCUCUGGUGGUGUGAGUUGCUUCCUGCAGGAAAGCAUGCAGCCAGUUGGAGAAAAAACCUCCUCCAAGCAACUAGGUCAUACGUUUGUCAUACAAGUUGAAGGUAGCUCAGGCUAUAUUGCUGCUCUAGGCAAAUAUUUCAGUGUGCUUUCUCCAUACCAUGCCUUUUUCUAGACAGGAAUAGGGAUUGUAAGGUCUUCGCAAGGGUUUUCCUGACUGGACCUCUCCACCCUCCCUGUGCUGCAUAAGUGAGUAGAGCAGGUGGAAAGGGCUGCAAUUGGGGAGAUAAUGCAGUACUGUCCCAGAUUGUAGUGGCAGAGGCUGCUACAUAUUUCUCUCUUCCUCUUUACCCCACACACCAGCUCACCGUAGGUUUUGCAGAGUAGCCUGGCCUCUCUUGAAAUCUAGCACCUCGGGCAGCUUCCUGACCUGCUUAUUGGGUUUAGCUUGUCACAAAGCUAGAUUUUUCAGUCUUGAAAUUCAGUUGCUUAGACAGUUCCAUUUUUCUCAGCAAUUCCCGUCCCCCCCCAAACCCACUCCAUUGCACCUUGACCAAAGAAACCAAAGAAAUUCAAACCCUCUCAGCUUCUGACAUGUGGACCUGAACUAGUUUUGCAUCAUCUGUAGAAAUUCUUCUUUGGCAAGGCAUAUUAUUAGCGUGGAGGGUGACUUUGGAGAGUUGCAUUUAUUUUGUGGAGUGUGCACAAUCUCCUUUUGGUGCAGUUGGGUUGAUAAUACUGCACACAAUGCAUGGUAUAUUACUUCAUAUAGUACUACUUAUGGCCUUACCUCUUAUGUUCCAUUUUGCAGAAUGCUAAUAUGGAGUUGAGUGUGACUGGUCCUAGGUUAGUCAUUGCAUCCCAGCACUCUCCCCUCUGAAUGACAGUGGCUCAGAAAUAGGUUUACAUUUUUCUCUCUCUGAUGUUUGUCUUGGCUUUCAAGAAAUAUUACACAAAAGCCAUAGACAAGGAAGAUGUUGCCUCAACCUGUGAUUAAAUUUCAUUGUGUAUUUGACUUAACUGGGUUCUAUGUUUUUGUUAAAAAAAAUUUUUACAGAACACACAGCGGUUAAGCAGCUCUCAGUCUACGCAGCCUCUUGCAACACCAGUUGUGUCUGUGACAACCCCAAGCUUGCCCCCACAAGGAUUGGUGUACUCUGCAAUGCCUACAGCUUACAACACUGGUAAGCUAUUCACUUGUUUGCUCUCCCUUCUCCCCUGGGUUUUGAUUUUUUGGGGGGAGAAGCCACUGAGAAUAACACAAGAUUUAAAACUCCAAUAAAUAAAAACUUAAUGGUCUUUUAAAUGUCUUAAAUUUGAAAAGCUAAGAGUUUAAAUGCCAGUGAAAUUAAAAGUUAUUUGCCUGGCACCCAAAUUAUAGCAAAGUAGUAGGCACCAUGGAAGGUUCCCUGUGUGUGUGUUCUAUAGUUGAGAAUAUGACCUGCCUCACUUGCAGUCCAAAGUGGUACACACCAGAAUUCUGCCACUUCAUUCUGCGCAAUAUGUUGGUCAGCUGUUCGAAUCUCCGAGGCAGCUAUAUCUUGCCAGUGGCCUUUUUUCCUUUUAAACAUUUUUCUGAAGUAUGCUAGAUAGUUAUUUUAAUUUAAAUCAUGAUAGUUUGACUUAGUCCCUGGACUUAUCAAUAUCUAAUGUGCAGACAUUUCUGUAGCAAGCUGUCAUAGCUGCUUUGUGAAAGCUUGAAGUUAAAAACAAAAUAAGUCUUGUUGGUAAAAAGCAAGCAGUGAGGAGACCCCAGAAAAUAAAACAAAGCCUGUCUUUCCAAAUACCGUAUUUUUCGGACUAUAGGACGCACCGGCCCAUAGGACGCACCUAGUUUUCAGGGGGGGAAAUCAAGGAAAAAAAUAUGAUUUCCCCCCCGCAGCUCUGGGAGCAGCGGACAGGCUGCACGCAGCCAGUCCCCUACACCAAGACCGUCUCCCUGCUUUUGCGGGAGGUGGCGGAAUUCCCCACCUCCCGCAAAAGCCCACAAGAGCCCCGCGCGACUCCUGCGGGCUUUUCGACCAGGAGGGAGAAGGGACUGAAACGGCCAGUCAGUCCCUUCUCCCUCCUCGGGAAAGCCCCAAGGCAGCGCGCUCUUUAAAGGGUGCGCGGGUCCUGCAGGCUUUUCUAGGAGGUGGGGAAUUCCCCCUCGUAGAAAAGCCAGCAGAGCUGCGGAGCCCCUUUAAAGAGCACGAGGCUUUGCGGGCUUUUGCGGGAGGUGGGGAAUUCCCCAUCUCCCCCAAAGCUCGCAGGGAGGAGAAGGGACUGACUCGGCCAGUCAGUCCCUUCUCCCUCCUUGAGGAAAAGCCCCAAGAGCCGCUUGCUCUUUAAAGGGUGUGCGGCUCCUGCGGGCUUUCUAGGAGGUGGGGAAUUCCCCACCUCCUAGAAAAGCCGCGGAGCCCUUUAAAGAGCGCGCGGCUUUGCCUGCUUUGCGGGAGGUGGGAAUUCCCCAUCUCCCGCAAAAGCCAAAGGAGGGUUGGAGAGUAGCGGGAGGGCGUCGCACGCCUUCCCGCUGCCCCCAAUCCUCUGGGGCUGGCGAUGGGGGCCGCGCUGCUUUCCCCACCGCCCGCCUCGACGCCGGGUUGGAGGGGAGCGGCAAGGCGGCGCCCGCCGUCCUGCUGCCCCCAUCCUCUGGGGCUGGCGAUGGGGAAGCGCUGCUUUCCCACCGCCAGCCUCGGCCGGGUUGGAGGGUAGCGGCAAGGCGUCGCGCGCCUUCCCGCUGCCCCCAUCCUCUGGGGCUGGCGAUGGGGAAGCGCUGCUUUCCCCACCGCCAGCCUCGGCCGGGUUGGAGGGUAGCGGCAAGGCGUCGCGCGCCUUCCCGCUGCCCCCAUCCUCUGGGGCUGGCGAUGGGGAAGCGCUGCUUUCCCCACCGCCAGCCUCGGCCGGGUUGGAGGGUAGCGGCAGGCGUCGCGCGCCUUCCCGCUGCCCCCCAUCCUCUGGGGCUGGCGAUGGGGGAAGCGCUGCUUUCCCCACCGCCAGCCUCGAAGCCGGGUUGGAGGGUAGCGGCAAGGCGUCGCGCGCCUUCCCGCUGCCCCCCAUCCUCUGGGGCUGGCGAUGGGGAGCGCUGCUUUCCCACCGCCAGCCUCGGCCGGGUUGGAGGGUAGCGGCAAGGCGUCGCGCGCCUUCCCGCUGCCCCCAUCCUCUGGGGCUGGCGAUGGGGAAGCGCUGCUUUCCCCACCGCCAGCCUCAGCCGGGUUGGAGGGUAGCGGCAAGGCGUCGCGCGCCUUCCCGCUGCCCCCAUCCUCUGGGGCUGGCGAUGGGGAAGCGCUGCUUCCCCACCGCCAGCCUCGGCCGGGUUGGAGGGUAGCGGCAAGGCGUCGCGCGCCUCCCGCUGCCCCCAUCCUCUGGGGCUGGCGAUGGGGGAGCGCUGCUUCCCCACCGCCAGCCUCCAGCCGGGUUGGAGGGUAGCGGCAAGGCGUCGCGCGCCUUCCCGCUGCCCCCAUCCUCUGGGGCUGGCGAUGGGGAGCGCUGCUUUCCCCACCGCCAGCCUCAGCCGGGUUGGAGGGUAGCGGCAAGGCGUCGCGCGCCUUCCCGCUGCCCCCAUCCUCUGGGGCUGGCGAUGGGGAAGCGCUGCUUUCCCACCGCCAGCCUCAGCCGGGUUGGAGGGUAGCGGCAAGGCGUCGCGCGCCUUCCCGCUGCCCCCAUCCUCUGGGGCUGGCGAUGGGGAAGCGCUGCUUCCCCACCGCCAGCCUCAGCCGGGUUGGAGGGUAGCGGCAAGGCGUCGCGCGCCUUCCCGCUGCCCCCAUCCUCUGGGGCUGGCGAUGGGGAAGCGCUGCUUCCCCACCGCCAGCCUCAGCGCCGGGUUUGAGGGUAGCGGCAAGGCGUCGCGUGCCUUCCCGCUGCCCCCCAUCCUCUGGGGCUGGCGAUGGGGGAAGCGCUGCUUUCCCCCACCACCAGCCUCAAAGAGCAGACUCUCCUGGCUUCAGCGGAAGCCACGCCAAGCCUCCGGAGCGCAGGCGCGGAGGCUUGGCAUUGCUAUCGCUGAAGCCGAGUAGUCUGCAUUCGCUCCAUAGGACGCACACACAUUUCCCCUUCAUUUUUGGAGGGGAAAAAGUGCGUCCUAUGGUCCGAAAAAUACGGUAAUAACCUAGUACCUUGUUAAGCAUUUGGUGUGGUCACUGAGAGGUCCCAUCUACCCUGUUUUUGCUAUAGGAACUCAAGCAUCUAUGGCAAUGUCAUAUUGGACUCCUUUGACAUUGUGCUGGCACAGCAGUUGGUGUGUCUUAUUCUAAUCACCUACUUGCUGGCACAGCAAAUUUGCAGGGAUGAGCUCCUGGAGAGAUGCGUAAUCAAGCACCUGAGGUUUAAACUGCUGUAUCUCAAAGACGAUUCAAUCCCUAGAAGCUCCUGUUAAAAUAUAAUUGAAGGACUUUACCUCUCUUAAUAGUGCUGUAGGCCCUAUUAGAUGCUCACAUCUCUUUCAUGAACAUUCAGACCUAAUUUAAAAGAUGUCUCCGACUUACAUUUAUUUUAUUUAUUAAAUUUGUAUACCACCUUUUUUAUCUGAAGAUCACAGGGCGCUUCACAACAUAAAAAGACAAAAUGAAAACAUAACAACAACAACAACAACAACAACAACAACAACAAUAUUUUUUAAAACAGAGACAAAAGCAACAUGCAUUAUGAUUUUUGGAUUGAUUUUGCAUACUCAAGUGUUCUUGAUUUUGAAGUCCAAGGAAGUUCUCUUGACUUCAGUCUCUGAUAUCCUAGACGAUAAUUUAUGGAUUAAAAAAACCACCCGGAGAUGAAAAUUGUAUCUGUCUCACGGGAACACACUUUUAUCUCCUUUUCCCCCCAAGAGGGUAGAGCAUAUAUAAAGCUGUAUUAGAACGUGAUUAAGUGUAGAAAAGCUUUUACAGCUCUCUUUCCAAAUUCAAAGGAAAAACAAGUGAUAAUUAUGAACUGAAAUAACUUCUUAUGUGUGAAUCAGUAGUGAUAACACUCUAAGUACUAUAUAUCCUAGAUUUAAAACUCAAAUAUCUAAUUGGUCAAAAACACAGAGGUUUAGUUUUGCAUGCUGCAUUCAUGCAACUUUUGAGAGAGAUGUUUGAGUCAGCCACUUCGCAGCACAUAAAAUGAAAAAUGGGUCUAAAAAAAAAAAAGACAGGUAACAUGCAGUUCUUCAGUCUUUGUUAUGCUGUCCAUGGGAGCUUGCUGUUAAUUCCACCAUUCUUCCCUUCCUUAUGAAUGUGCACCUAGAAUUCAUUUUUGGUAUAUAAAUUCUAUCAAGGAUUCUUGUACUUUGACUUGCAAGCAGAAAGCAGAUAAGAGACUGUCAUGCACAGGCUCACAGCUCCUGCCAGUGUUUCAACAUUCAUCCCCCAAGAGCGAAAAUAACAGCAGAAUUAAUGGUGAGGGGUUUAUUUUGCCUUUUGUUUUGAUGGCACUGUAGUCUGGAAAGAUGGUAGCAAUAUGCCUUGGAAACCAAAAGGGCAUGAGACAAAGCCACGAGUAACUUGGGAGAGUCCCCUUUGAACCAAUCUCAUAGCUUCCAAAGAAUGAGCUUGAUGUAAAAUCCAUGCUACUUGGAGACUGAUGUUUCUCCUUUCAUAUCAGCAUUUGCAGCUUUUGCUGGUGUAGAAUGGAUUUCUGCCUUACCAAAUUUCAUUGUCCGAAUAACAUUCCUUACUAGUUUCGCUUGCCGUGAACUUGCAGGGGUUGCAAAGUGCUGGUUUUAAAGCUGUAGAUUUCAUCAUUCACUUUAACAGUGAAUCUGACAGUGAAUUCAGGUGGUUGAGUGCCUAUCAGUUUGGAAGUGAAACCAGGGGCACCCCAAAACUAGGCAGCUGUUUCUGCAUUCUUGGGGAGUAACUUUGGCAUGCAGAAAGUUUGUACAUUGGAAGUGUUUGUAUUACAAUGUGUUUGUGGUUUUAUUGAAAUUUUAAUAGCCUAAUUUAUUUGUGUAUGCUUUUUUAUUCGUCUCGCUUGGUGAGCUUCGUAGCCAGUGGAUGUUAAAAGAAAAGAAAAAGAACAUUUAAAAUCCCCAAACUGCCCUCAAAACAUCUGUCAGGUCCCAGGGUUUAGAGAAUGUGGGUAGCAAGGGGCAGGGAUGGUCCAAAGGUACCAGAAAUCAGCAGACUGUGUGAGUCUUAUCAGUUAAGUGUAUGUUUGAGAAUAGUUCAGGCAUUCCAGUUUUUGCAGGGGUGGGGGCUGCGGGGAGGAAGAAGAAGGAAGUUGGCUGUUUCAGACUUAUAGUAAGAAUCCUAGAGAGGCAGGUUAAGUUUAUGAGGAUGUUGUGAGCGCAAUCCCUCUUGCUAUGCUAUAUAGGAAUGUUUCUGGAGGAAGUAAAAUUGAAAGCACGCCUUUCUCCCUCUCCAGAACCAGACCUACCCACCCCUGCAAUAUAGCAAUAAAAAAGCUCAGAUUUGGGACUCAACCUGACCUGAGCCAUUUAGCACUACAUAGGAGACUAGGUGAAGGUCAAGAGAGAGAAGAAAGAAAAGGGCAACAUUUGUCCAUUUUCUUUUGAGUGGAUUAUACAGGAACAUAGAGGGUGGAAAUAUAGCUUUAGAACCAUUAGUUCUCUUUGGGCCUAGCCUUGAGAGUCACUUGAAUGGAGGGCAUGUGUGAAUUACACUUUUUAAUAAUGGUAUAGAGAAAAUUUGCCGUUUGGGUCUUGAGGUGAAGUUAGCAGUUUUAAGAUCACAGUCUUCCAAACCAGGCUCAAAGCCGUUCUGCCAUAGUGUGCCUGAGGGAGUUGUCAUGGAUUCAAAUGCCUGUCCUCAACACAGUGCUGGCUGGUGUCAGCCCAUGAAUCUGUAACUUACACUUUCUGAUGAAUACAUGGUACAAAUAAUUUUUUUCUCUUUCUUGCUCCUUUCUUCCUUUCAGAUUAUUCCUUGACUAGUGCAGACCUGUCGGCCCUGCAGGGUUUUAACUCCCCAGGAAUGCUGUCAUUAGGACAAGUAUCUGCCUGGCAACAGCAUCAUCUAGGACAAGCAGCCCUCAGCUCCCUUGUGUAAGUGGGAACACUCUCCCACCCCCAUUCCCUGGAGGAUUGGCAGCCUUUGCUAAGUUACACCCAACUAGGCACCUCUUCCAUUUAGCCCACAAGCUCAGACUUGGCCCUAUUUGGUUAGGCACAAUGCUCUUUAACACUUCACUUUGAGUGGGUUGGGUAUACAUGGGUAGCUUGCUCAGUGUACAUACUCAUUUGUGACUUGUAGGUGUUUUGCAACUCAGUGGGCUUGGAAAGUUAUUUUGUAGGGAAAUCCUUCUGCUCCUGCUUGUGCAUUCAUUGUCCAGCGCACCCCCCCCUGCAAAUAGUGAUAUUUUAACCUUCACUUCAUUUGAAUAAAUACUCCAAUACAAAUGAAACUGAGCUGACCAUGAAUAAACUAAGCGGAGGGGUUGCCAGGAACUAGGCCGCACACUUAGAGCUUGUGCAUAUGGCUCUAAAUGGAUUGCCGAUCUGAGCACUCAGGCCUCUAUUACUGAAUUGAAGGAACAGCAGCACUUAAAAGUGCUCUAUUAGUCAUGUACAAACUUGGUUUUUUUAAAUUGUCCUUCAUGACAGUUUCAUUAAGCAGACUGGGGAAUUAGUGAUCUCAGGUACCCUCUGCACCCUCUAUGUUGGGAGCUGCUUCUGGCAGUUGACUAGAUGGGUUGUUUUGGAUUGCAGCAGUGUAGCUUGUUCUGUAGUGGCUAAAACACUGAAGGGCAACAUUAUUUUAUUACAUACACCUGUUUUUAAAACUGUUGAUUGUAUCUAUAUUUUGAUAAAUUUUAUAGUGUGCUGUUUUUAAAGUCUGUUUUUAUCUAUUUAAUGAGUAUUUUAUGUAAACCGCUUAAUAAUUUUUUAAAAUUAAGUGGUAUAUAAAUCUUGCUCCAUUGGUUGGAUAAUAAUGCACUGUCCUGGACUGUCUCAGCAUCAUAAAUCUGGGUGGUGCAUGAACACCUGUUGUGCCUAGCAAUUGGCCUGGUUUGCAUGCAAUGCUAAACCAUCACUUAGGGUUAGGUGCAAUUGCCUCUGUGAGUCUCAUCAAAGCCUUGGACUCAAAGACUCCCACCUCCCCUCAUAGGAAUAUAGGAAGCUGCCUUAUACUGAGACAGGCCACUGGUCCAUCUAGGUCAGUACUGUCUUCACCAACUGGCAGUGGCUCUCCAGGGUUUCAAGCAAGGGACAUUCCCAACUCUACUUUAGAGGUUUUCCUUACAUGCUAGCAGUAUAGAAAUAAAAGAAAUUAAAGAAACAUGUAGGUUUAAACCUGGGACCUUUUGCAUGCCAAACAGAUGCUCUACCACUGAGCUACAGCCCUCUUCCUGCACAACCAGGAGGAAUGCAGCUGGUCAGUUGCAAAAUAAGCUAACUUCAAACCUUGACUUGUUUUAACAUACUAGAGUUUAUUUUUUAAACCACACUUCCUGUUCAAACAUACCAGCAAGCCAGAAAUUGGGGAAAGCAGAACGGAAUCUCUAUGCGCUUGUCUUUCUGGUCACACAGUGGAAAGGGAAGGGGAAGGAGCCUUGAGGGUGGGGGCAUUCAGAGGCUCAAGCAUGUAGUGCCAAGCCAUGGUUUAGCGUUGCCUGCAAAGUAGCCCAUUGUCUUUUGGAACAGAAGGGUAUGUUAAAACUUGCGUAUAUGCAGCCAGAUUUGUUCUCAGUCUUGUCCAGCAUUGCUGCUGUUCCUUUUCCCCUGCCGUUUCCUUUUGUGUUUGCCUUUCUGAAAGUUUGGGUGGCGGGGCUGUGCCUUGCUUAUAGCUCAUCUCUGUGAAGCCCUAUAAAUAACAUUGCUUUUCUCCUCCCACCCCACCUCCGGUUUGAAUUUUUUACUAGGACUGGAAGCCAGUUAUCUCAGGGUUCCAACUUAUCUAUUAAUACCAACCAAAACAUUAACAUCAAGUCCGAGCCAAUUUCGCCUCCUCGAGACCGAGUGACCCCAUCCGCGUUCCCCCAGCAGCAGCAGCAGCAGCAGCAGCAGCAGCAGCAGCAACAGCAACAGCAGCAACAGCAGCAACCUCAGCAACAAUCACGUCAGGAAAUGGGCCGCUCUCCCGUCGACAGUCUCAGUAGCUCCAGCAGUUCGUACGAUGGCAGCGACCGGGAGGACCCGAGGAGUGACUUCCACUCGCCGGUUGGACUGGGAAGGCCCCCCAGUUCAGAAGACAGAGAGAGCCCGACUGUAAAGCGGAUGAGAAUGGAUACUUGGGUGACAUAA